Pelobates cultripes (western spadefoot toad) is the source of this 68512-nucleotide messenger RNA. The record is from the annotation of a GenBank genome assembly. NCBI's taxonomy places the organism in Eukaryota, Metazoa, Chordata, Amphibia, Anura, Pelobatidae.
GUGGGAGGAGCUGCCAUCCUGUGGCGGAGAAACACAACUUUGGAAGGUUUCGGGUGCCUGCGUAAACAUUCCAUUCGAACUCUGCGGCGUUCCGUUCCGUUCCUUCUUUGCUCCUACACGUUUCGGUGAGUCCCUGUUAGUCUGUGUCUCACACGCACGGUAGCACGGUGAGGAUUGCAGUGUGGAGCUCCAGUUGUGGUAGAACUACAACUCCCAUGAUGCUUUUGCAGUAUUUGAAACGGCAAGGCUUCAUGGGAGUUUUAGUUUCGUAACAUACAGGGUAAAAUCUACAUUUUGACCAUCCCUGGAUUACAGGGUGAGUGACAGAUUUGGACAGUUUGCUGUAGCUUAAAGGGAUUGCCAGAUGUUAGACCCUCUACCAUCCCAUGAUAUUAUGGAUUAGAAUAUUCUCGUUAAUCUUAAAAGUGUUAAAUCUGGCAGAGCAUCAUAGGUGUUAUAAUCUUAAAACUGCCUGAGAAAAGUUCCUUUUGGUCAUCCCUGAUGGUCAGUGGUGUUUAGUAAAAUAUUGUAAGACUUCUUUUGGAUAGGAAAAGCCUUUAAUACAUUCUCUAUAGUUUUACCAUUUUUAACCUAUAGAAUGUAAGCUCGUUUGAGCAGGGUCUUCUUCAACCCAUCGUUCUUGUAAGUUUUCUUGUAACUGUCCUAUGUAUAGUUAAAUCCCCCCUCUCAUAAUAUUGUAAAGGGCUAUGGAAUCUGUUGGCGCUAUAUAAAUGGCAAUAAUAAUCAUAACUAUUGGGUUCUAAUCCUAUGGCAGCUGGUGGGGAUUUAGGUGUAACACUGUGGAUGCAGUAUUAGUGAAAGUUUGGUAACUUUAAAGAAAUACUAUAGCGUUCAGAACCGGUGUUUCUAAUGCUUUGGUGUCCCUGCUAGUAUUUAAAGUAGAGCUCCUCCAUUUGCCAUAGAAUUUAUUAAAAAAAUAAAAAAAAAAUAAAGCUCACACUGUUCUCUACGAGGCUUUCCCCCCUCUGACAAUGGUCCUCAUAGAGGAGAAUUGGGGACUUGGUGUAAGUGCGGCAAGUGCAUCCAGGCUUUCCCAUAGAAAAGCAUAAAAUCCAGUGUCGUCUUAUUAGUUAAUGCAUUAUGUUACCAAGUUUUACUCAGUCAGUGCAGUCGCUAGAGGUGGAUUUUACAGGGUUAGUUACAGAGGCUGAAACAAGACAUAUACGUCCAUCAAGUUCUGCCUUUCAGCCUAACCGGAAUAACCAAAUGGUUUCAACCCCAAAGUCUUAAGUUCGGUCCUUGAACUUACUUUUUUUGUCUGAGGCUUCAUAAAGGAAGCUAAGAACACUCUCAGCCUAUCCAUAGCUGACACUGAUAAGCUGAGUGUCAGCUGUUUAGUAACGGUUUAACCACUUAAAUUAAACCAUGCCUGGGAGCACCUUGCAUAUUACAACUUCAUCCCGCUGAAGCUGUUAUGGUGCCUGGAGUGUUCCUUUAAUAUUAAAGCUGCUCUGUUUUUUUUUUUGUUUUUUGUUUUUGCUUUUUUAAUAUACUUUUGUUUCCCUCAAGCCAUACAUACUGAGGUAGAGACAACAGGUUGACAAUCAUUGACAAAGUGUAGAGCUUUAGUCAAGCUCCACAGCCUUUGUGAACUUUGUCAUUGUCCUAGAAUCCUUGUACUCGCCUACCUCCAGUGCCGCAUCAUGUCCUGUAGCAGCUCAUCAUGGAUCUUAGAUGACUCUCACACAAUUGCAAGAGUUAACUGAGGUUAGCUGAAAUGCCAAAGCACAACCAGCUAUGGGCAUAGGGUGCUAUUUCUGGCACCACCAUCUUACAAAUUUGAAGAUGGCUGUGCCUAGAAAGAAGACUUGUAAUCUGUAAGUAAAGCAUUAACGAAAAAUGGUUGGGGGUGAGCAACAGAGGCAAGGAUCCCUCGGCUAAGGAUAUUGUGAUAGAACCGCUUUAAUGUGGUUAAUGGAAAAUUGAAGCACCAUAAGCGCUGGGCUGUGCUUGCAAAAUCACUAAUGCAGUAUCCCAUGUCUGCAUCAGCUCAUUAUCAGUUUAGUACAUACCGUAUUUGGAAAGCAGUGAUAAGCUGAGUGAGUCAGGUUCCUGCUUACAGCAUCACUCUUGAUUUUGCAUAGUUUACAUAGUUCAUUCAAUGUUCAACUCUCUGACAAGAUAUCUAUAAUAUAUCAUUUAUUUAUUUUUUAAUCCAAAUCAGUGAAUGUUUUUGUGGUGACGUCUGCUAUUGACAGUACAGACUAUCCCAUGGGAUACUCAAAGCAAUCUUAUUAAAAACAAUGGGAGAACCAGGAAUUUCUAUCAAAGUAAGAUUCAGAGGUUACUUAUUUACACUGUAUAAAUUUAUUGACCCAAACUGUUUUGCAUACUUAUACCACUUUUUGCCUAGUUUUAUGCAGUUAUUAUUGAUCUAAUUAGUAACAUAAACUUUGACAGUAUGUGUCUUAAACUCUCUCCUUGCAUAUAGAAAAAGUCAACAAAAAAUUAUGUUAUGGAAAGUGACAAACUGGAAUAUCUGCUUAUAUAGCUGUGGGACUAUUUCCAGUCUAUUCACGUCUGCAUUUUCCGUAGAAUUCUAUUUGGUGAGAAAUAGACUGAUGUUUAUAUUCCUGUGCGUUCCAUGCAAAUUAAAUGUCAGAGAGGUGUUGGACAUAGGAUGCAGCAUUGCUGUCAAAUGAUGUUUUAAUUGGGUAAAAGAAUACCAGCGUCAUUAUUUCCCUAGAAGAACAAUAGUUUCCUCCACAAUCUAAAUAGUUUGUCAUGUGAUAGGAAGUUUUGCAGGUUUGCAUAACUCUUCAUUACUCUGUUAUGGUACUCAUACUGUCUUUCGAGACUUUAAGAGUAUUUCACUAAAUACUUAAUUUUAGUAAAUUAAAUCUGAAUUUCUAAGGCUACAAUAGUCGUGAUGUGACUAAACUUGGGUUGGAGAAUUUUUCAAAAACAUCUGUUUUGCUAGUAGGAUGUAAUUGCUAAAAUUAGGUGUUUAGUGAAUAAACCCUCUAAUACUAGUUCGUUUUUUUUUUUUUUUUUUUUUGGUCAUUCUUUAUUUUUGCUGUGCACAGAUAAGUCAUGCAUUGCACAACAGCAGACACAAAAACACAUAUCAGAACAAUUUGUCGGUAUAUAGACAAGAGAAAAUAUGAUAAAGAAUAUGUCGGUAGACAUUAAAGAAAUAGCAAGCUGAAGUCAAAGUACGGUGGCUGACAGUAUUGCUAAAGUAAAACAGAUGUCAUCCCAAGUACACACAAGGUAUAUGGCAAUAAGCCUUCUGUACAGCCCGGCAUCAGACUAUGCCUUGUUUGAAGAGCCACAGGAGUUGCCUGCAAGCAUCCAUUAAUGCCGGAACCCGAAUCAGGUUCAGGAAGGAGAGUGCUAUAAAUUCACUCUGCAAGCAUCCUGGCUGCAUGAACCCGCCGUCGACAGCAAGGUAGAGGAAGGAUAAGUGUAUGACGAACGUAUAGUCCCCAGCCUAGUGAUCUUCUACUGCAGUCAAAUGGAGCUGAGUUAAGCUCCUCUUUGUGUCAGAGAAUGUCAAGCGUAGGCAAAUACAGAAAACCAAACAGUCCCUACUUUCUUACGUUUUAAAGAAAACUAGAUCAGAAAUAAAGAACAACAAAUUCCGAGAGUAGGAACAGAGGAAACAAAAGGAGAAAGGCAAGUUCAGCAUGGCAGUGCCGCUUUAAUAAAAUAAUGUGCAUUUAAAGAACAACAAAGCUUAUUGAUAAAUUAUAAACAUUCACUUCCUAUUCAAAAUAGUUUGGGAGCUUGUGUCAUCUCUGUGGUGGUGAAAGGGUUAACGGUUUCUGCUGACCUUGAAGGACUCAGAGCCUAUGAUUGCCAGUCUAUUGGGAAUAUAAUGUGGAUGUAUUUAGCAGAGGGCUUUAAGUGCUAGGGAACCCCCCCCCUUUUUUUUUUUUCAAAAUUAAAAUGGUUAGUCAAAGGAGACUGUGGCAUUUGGAGUACCUCUUCAAAGGAACAUUCUAAGCACCAAGACCACUAUGGCUAAAUGCUGUGGUUUUGGUGUUAUGUUCUAAUGGACACUCGAAAUGCUGAAGCUUCUACAUCUUAAGAAAGUAGUUUUCCUGCUGCUCAUUUGUUUGCGAAUGGAUUGUUGUUUUUUAAGAAACAGCAAUUUGUGUAGAAUAUUUGGUGUUUAGUAUCCUUUAACCUAGGAGUAGGCAAUCUUUUGGAUCUUCUGAUGUUGAGGACUACAGCUCUCAUAAUGUUCUUAGUCAUAAUGCUUGCAAAGCAUCAGGCGAGAUUUAGUCAACAUCUGGAGUGCUGGAGGUUGCCUACCCCUGCCUUAGCAGUACCCAUUAAAGGUGCCAGGUUGUAGGUUGCCAGGGAACAUAACUGUAGCGAACAGAACCUUGCCACUGGCUUUUGUGGGAGCCUGCUUGCCAGACUCUUGCCCCAGAGACUGGCUAAAAUACUUUAAAAAGGCUUUGUUUGUGCAAUUGGGUUUAUAGGGUUCGGUUCCCGAACAGCAGCACGAACCAGGGACCUCCCAGGAGCUUGUUAAACCUUAUAAACACUUAGAACCGAUUCUAAACCGCAGUGUUCUAAUUGUCUGUUUGGGGUGGCCGCUGUUCGCAUGAAUGACCACGAGGUGGUAGCCAUCUUGUUCGCAUGAAUGCAGGCAGCGGUGUUUGGUCGUUGAGUUGCUGGAACUAAAAUCGGACACAGAAACUCCCGAACACCGGGCUUCCAUCAUCACCUGCAUUCGGUUCUAUACGAUUUAGAAGAAUCGUCGAAAUGAGGUGAACAAGCUCCAGGGUAAGAACAUUGAAUAUGUUCAUUAGUUUGUUCGGUUUUUAAACUACCGAACUAGACAGACUGCAAGCCCUGAUUCUCUGGAACUGUUUUUGGUAUGGGACCAUGUGCAUGGUCGGUCAAAUUAUGAUUUCCAGGAAAUUCCUGAAUCUCUGAACCGAUCUGGGUGAUUUUUAGAUGUGUUGGUUCCCCAGAUCGGGGCUAUCAGGGGAUGUAACGUUUGUGGAGGUUUUUAAAGGUAUAUUUGGGGUUUUGUAAAAAUGUAUGUUUUCUGUACCUGGAGAUACAGUGGUACCUUGGUUUACGAACUUAAUGCGUUCUCUGGGACGUUUCUUAUUGUGAAAAAUUUGUAAACCGAAACGCGGCUUCCCAUAGGAAUGCAUUGAAAACCAAUGAAUCCGUUCUGGAGGUCAGAAAAAAGUAAAAAUAAUCUGUCAUGGAAAUCAACCCACAAUGCAGAACACAAUAAAAGGCAUGCAAACGAUGAAGCUCAGCUUCCUACCUUUCCACCGCUUGAGAAAUGCGCCAAAAAAGUUCCAAAAAGUCCCAAAACCACUGCAAAAAAAUUCCAGAAUGGCUCCAAAACUCAAUGCAAAAGCCGCUUCAACACCUCCACACUCGACACCACGUGCUACCCACAGACUCAAGCAUGCACAGGGGGCGGUGCUAUAAACCUCCCAGGCGCAAUGCAGCCUGGGGAAACUUGCUUUGUAUUGCAAAAAAAAUUUGUAAACCGAGGCGUUAUUUUUAAUAGAUUUUCAUUUGUAAACCGAAAAUUAUGUUAACUGGGGCAUUUAUAAACCGAAGUACCAUUAUAAUUGAGUUUAAUACAGUGCCUGACUCAGUUAUCUCCCAGGCACAGAGGAGGAAUUAUCUUGUUUUAUGUGGGAGUGUCCUGGGCCUGAGAGCCAAUGCAAUAGUGUUUGUGUUUUUGCUGUACUCUACUCUCAGGUCCCUGGCAUGGGGACCUGCAUAUAAACCCAGUUGGAGCUGGAUCCUGGUCUUGGGUCCAAGAUGGGUGGAGGACAACUAGACCCCAUCCAAGCUGUAAUGCUGGAAGUGAGGACUACAGUGCUGAUGGUGUCUCGUGCGGUGCUUGUGGUACUCGGUAAGCACUAGGAAGCAGCGAUUGGCGGAGGCACCCAUUGGGGGUGCCUGGCGGUUUGCCACAAUAACUUAUUGGCAAGUCAUUUAGAAAUGGUUUAAAGGAACAGCUCAUGCACCAUACCCAACUACAGCACACAUUUGUGGUUAUUGUACCAGGAAUACCCACGGUAAGUAUUCAAACUACUUUCUAACCUGGUGCUGCUUGCUGCCUGCCUGCAGUGGAAGUGAGAGCCAGAAGGUUCUCCGUCAGCUCAUUGCUUCUAGCCAAUGAACUGAGCCAUGCACCGCCAGGCCUUGAUAAGUGUACAGAGCUUCUGGAUCUCACUGGGUUGUAGUUGAGGGUUGAACGGCGCUGGCACAUCCCAGAUAAAAAUAAAACCAUUCUAAAACGGUUUGACUUUUUACAAUGGGAGACGGCCAAUGCAUUCCUGGCACAGUAACCGCUACAGUUCGCUGUAAUGGUUGUGAUGCUUUAAGUGUUCCUGUAACUAUGAAACAGGGAAUGGCGCCCAGGACGACCAGUGGCGACCACUUCAGUGAGAUGAAGUGUUUAUGGUAUAUACAUUGUUCCUUUCUGUUUAUAGUUUGAAAUGGUGUAAACUCUUUUUUUAAUGACUUGAGAUUUAAAUACCAUCAUUGAUAUCUGACAAUGAUUUCCUACCUGGUUUAUUGUGAAGUUCUCCUGAUCUGCUGAGGGAAAGCAAGGGUGGGCAUUUUGCGUAUUAAGUGUUUAGUUUCAUAGACCACCAUUGGAUCCUGCAUCUAAUAUUGUUCCAAUACAAAUGUGCUGUUUGAAAAGGAAACAUCUUGAAUCAUUGUCAAUUGAAAUCCACAAGUCUGCUGUUUAGUAUCUUCAAAAAUACAUUGUUUGGGUGUGCCCCGUGGGUGCUUCCUCUAGCUUAUUUUCUUACCGUAUAGAUAGUGCAUAUCUCUCAUGGAGCUGUUGCUUUUUAUUUCUUCCUGAAAAACAAAAUGCAGACACAGUCAGCAUGAUAUUUGAACAUUUAUUUAUAAUUUAUUUAUUUAUAGAAUAUUUUACCAGCAUGAAUACAUUGAGAUCUCGCUAGUUUUCAAGUAUGUCCUGGGUCUUUGUCCACAAAACAUUGCAUUGUUACAAUAGGGUACAAUAUUAGAAAAAUACAAUAUACAAACUAUAUAAUCUAAAUUUAAUACAUAAUAGGUAAUACAUAUAUUCAACCAUGACAGGUGCAUUCUGUGCUGAGGUAUAUUGCCAUAGAUCUCUUAAAAGAUUUUAGAUUGAAUGAAGAUUUUACUGUGUCCCUGAGGUUAUUCCAUAAUCGAGGUGCUCUGUAGGAAAACGAGGAUCGAGCCACUUUCUAUUUGUAUUGCGGUAUGCUAAAUAUCACGCUAGUACUGGAUUGGAGGUUAUAGGAGGUGGGAAUAGCUGAGGAGAGCAUUCUACUCAGGUAGGGUGGGAGCUUCCCAGAAAUGCUCUUAUGCACAAGGCUGGAAAGAUGAAGAGUGCGUCGGAAUUCCAGCGACAGCCAAUUUAGCUCUUUAAACAUGUCACAGUGGUGGGUAAAGUAAUUACAUUUUAGUACAAAGCAGCAGAACGAAUUAUAUAAUUAUUAAGGUGGGUUUGCGGUGCGGGUGCAUACACUACAUCCCCAUAAUCAAUGACCGGCAUUAGCAAACAUUACAAAAGAGUGUUAAGAAGAGACAAAACAAUUAUUAUUAUUUAUGUAUUUUUUAAAGACUUUAAUUGUUAUGAAGUUUUGGUGUGAGGAGGUCCUGGCCGCUGUCUUACUGAAAGAGGUUAAAUCAUUAGUGAACACAUUAACCCUAUUCUACAGUGACACUGUUUGAAAAUGGUUUAACGUUGUAUUGAGGGAUGGUGCCAGGGGACCAAAUGAUUAUAGUGCUUACAGUGGCCAUUUAAUUUCUGAGCAAAUUCCUUUCAUAAACAAGCAUUUAUCUGAUCAUUUACUCUGAAAUCACUAAAAUGUUACCCCUCUGGACACACAACUCAAUGUAAAAAAUCAUAAAAUUAAAAACCAAAAAAUUGUCCUGAUCACUGGUAAACUCACCUUGUGGAACAAAUUACCGAGUUUAAAAAUUAGGUGGAUUGCUGACAAGUAUUUUCAAAAAUUAGUCAUCAUUGUGGCUGAGCCCUAGAUUAAAUGAAACUUGCUUGAUUUAGUAAGCCAGACCUUUUGCUUGUAUAUACGUAGUUGACUUAUGGGCAUCGUAGUGGCAUUCCACGCUGAUUUCAUCAUAUAUGUUAUCUUUAUUUUUCUUUUAGGCAGUGUAACUCCCUCUAAUCUCUUGUGUCUUCCAACUUCACUUAGUUUAGAGCCCCAUGCAUUGCGCAAUAUGUGUGCCAAUUGUCAUGCUAACUUUUCACAUUACAUUGUGUAAACCCCAUUUGCCUCCAUCUUUAAUUCUCCUUGGAUAUUUACAUAAGCUUCUGAUAGACCAGGGGCAGGCAAGCUUUUAGCAGCACUGCGCCAAAACAAGACUUAAGUUCCGUUGAUAGCUGGCCAUAUUUUAUUUUUAAAUUGACUUGUGUGUAUGUUUGUUUCCGUGUUAUGCAUGUGUUAUUUAGGGGUAUUGCUGUAUAGUGCUUAUGUUAUGCAUGUUUAUUGUGUGUGUCUAUGUUUGUAAGUGGGCUUUUUUUAUUACAGUUGCUUCCUUUAUCUUGCUAUGCCAUCUUUGUAUGUAAGUGAGCAGUUUGUAGUAUUGUGUGCUUAUGUAUGUAAGUGGGCUGUGUAUGGGGGUUGCUGGUGUGUGUGUGUGUGUGUGGUCAAUAUGUCCUAUUGUGUGUUGUUGCUUAUUGGUUGAAGGACUUGUUGUGUGUGUAUGUGGCGCUGUCACUGGUGUUUGUGGGUGGUUUGCCAGUAACUUUGUGUGUCUGUGGCUUUUGAUAGUAUUUGUGUGGACACAUACAGGUCUCUCAUGCUCCCGACACUCAGAUGCACAUUGUCAUUCAUUCCUAAUGAAUUCAUGGCAUCCACACACAGACACCUAUACAUGCUGUCAAACAAACACACUGCCAGGCAUACACACAAACACCACCACUUAGAAUGCCACACACACAAUCACACUAAUACUCACACAUACUGUCUUACACAUUCGCAAUAAUGUUAUUUUAGCCACAAUCCUUUUUGCGUACAAUUUAGCAUCAGGAGGGUGGCUUCCCUGUGGUUCAGUGGGGAAUAAGCUGUCCAGGCACAGUGCUGUUAUGUGCUGUUCUCGUCCUGCACAGAUUCUACUUUGACUGUUUGGAGGUAUUGCUCUAACAUUCCUUACACCUAGUGCAAGCCUGCACUACCAGCUUCAAUCACUGCUAGUUCCAACUGCUUGGUCGGCACUAGCCGAAUAUUUGAAGCCCAAUCUUGCAAGCUGGGUAAGCGAGGAAUGGCAAAAUGCCAAGUUCCUGGUUUCUUGUCCCACUAAAACCCCUGUUGGGUCAGCUAUGUGGAGGAUCCCUGAUUUCGCCUGCCAGUCUGUUUGGGUCUGGGAUGUGUGCCAUGCAAAGGCUCCGUGCGUGCCAUAGAUUGCCAGCCUCUGUCUUUCCAGUAGUAUCUUCCUGUGCCAAGGAUCUUGUUCUCAUACUCCGAUCUGAAUAUGACACCAGUAGGCUUUGCUUGUGCGGUGUUCUCCAUUCUUUUUGGAUUCCCGCUAGACACUGCUGCAGUAGUUGCAUUCAGUUAGAAAGAAGCAAUGUAUAGCAGGAGGAAAGGACAUAUGUCCGCUGGUAUUAUUGUUGUUGUUAUUAUUAUUGGUAUUUAUAUAGCGCCAACUAAUUGCGUAGAGCUUCACAAUAUUAUGAAAGGGGGGAAAUUUACAAUCAAUGAGACAAUUACACAAUGACACCGGAACAAUAGGUAGAUGAGGGCCCAAAACAAAAUUACAGUCUAGAGGAGGCGGGGUACAAAAACACAACAGGACAGCAAGGGUGAGAGCCACCAAAGAAGGUGGAAAAGUAGCAGAGCUGGAGGUGAGAGUGGAGUGUGGCUCUUUAGGAGAGAAAGAGAGUGAUAUGGGUAAUUAUAGAUAAGUUACUCUGGGAGUCCAUAAGCAUUUCUGAACAGAUGUGUUUUGAGGGACCUAAACAAUUGAAGACUAGGGGAGAGUUUUGAUGGGGGUAGGCAGGCUGUUCCAAAGGAAGAGAGCCGUCCGCGAGAAGUCCUGCAAGCCUGAGUUAGCAGUGAGGGUACAAGCAGCAGACAGGAGAAGGUCAUCGGAAGAGCGGCGAGACCGAUAAGGGGCAUAUCUAUGGUAGCCUGUCUUUUCUGUUUGUUUCUUAUUUUCUACAUCUAUGAAAGCAGUAAUGCUACGGGUAAAACAUUGUGAUACUGUCCCAGAAUUCACUCUGAUUCAUGUUACAGUCUGGGGCCAAAGGCCUUGGCAGUCUGAUGACUGUGUUUUGCCUUGUCACAAGCUUUUUUUUGUUUUUUUGUUAUGCUGCUGAGGAAAUAAGCCAGGCAAUUCAAAUCUGGACUAAAAUGUCAGCACUAAUGUGGUAUAGUUGUGACAAAGAAUCGCUCUGUGGUUUUUUUUCUGUGUUACCAGUGCAUGUUUCUGGCUCAAUCUUUCCUGGAACAUUGCUAUCGUGGUCAGAAUCUCAGGGAGCCUGUUCAGGCUAAACUGUAAUAGCACUGCUAAAAAAAAUAUAAAAAAUUAAUAAUAAUCUGUGGUGAUCACACCACAAUAAAACAUCCUUGGCUUAUGCCAUGAACUAACCACCACAAUUUCUUAUUGGGUAGAGCACAAACUUUUAUUAUACAAUCAUUAGACAUUGUCUGAAGCACAAAUCUAUUUCUGCAGAACAUCACGUGCGUUUUACCAACACUGAUGUUGACCGUUUUGGAGCGAGUUCUGGACAGUGAAAUGUUGUGCUUUGAAUUACCGUAAUUCGAGUCCAAAUCAAUAAAAAAAAAUUGAAUAUUAAAUCUUUCCCUCCCAACAAUAUGUAGAGUCAAGCUAACUAACUAACAAAUGCCAAACAAAAUGUUACUCAAAACAGUCCACAAAAGACCUUCAUUACAAAGACAGUGACAGUGACAUCACCACUGGUGGUUCGGUGGCUAGAGGGCAGGUAAAGGUGAGCGCUACCCUAUCCGUUUUGGGGGCGGCCUACUUCUUCCGGAGGGUCCUCAGCUCAUGAUGCUUGCAUGUGCAGGAGUAAAGCAUUGAGGUCGGUGAAGGAUCCCGCAGGAUCCUCUAUAGAGCCAAUCCCUGCAGCUGUCACUCUGCCCAGUGUCUAAAAGUGUCAGUUGUAGAAAAUAUACAAAGAUAAAAUGUACAGAUAACUCUGUAUAUUUCUUGACUGGGUUGGAAUUUCAAUGAAAUUCCAAUGCUGUCAAAAGGAGUAUUUUCGAAAGAUUAUUUACGAAAUACUCAUUUUUCAGGGUGGGUGAAGUAUUACUUGAAAGCCUCGCCCUGCAGAAAACACACUGAUGUAAAGAUGUGGUUUAAAUGUAUAUAUUUAUUUUUUUUAACAAGAGAGUAAUAAUUAUUACUACUAUUUGACCUCUGGCAGUACUAGCAGACAGUUAGUUGGAUACUUGAGUGUUAGGUUAUGUAGCGGCUAUCCAGUGUUUGUUAGUCUGCUACGAUGUUUUACAUGUCCCAUGUCCCUUAACCCUACAGUGAUAAUUAUUGAUUAAUGCUUUCCUAUGGUGAAAUGCUAAUCCUAAUGGGAGCGUGGGCAGUGCACAUUAGGUCUCCCCCGCUGAUGUUAGAGUGGGCUGAGCCUGACCCAGUGCUGAGGGUCAUCAGCGCUGGUUUUUAGGUAAGUGGCUGAUGGGGUUUUAACCCAUUCAGAGCCGCAGGAGGAGGGGGGGUGCGAGGGAGGGCACUGUAGGAUUCUAUAGUGCCAGGAAAACGGCCAUAGAAUCCCUUUAAUUUCACUAAUGGGAGGUGGACAGAGUCAAGGGGACAUUAAAUGUUGCUCCUCUUUUUUCCUCAAUGUAUUACAUCAGCCAUUGUGUGUCACGUAUUAUGGUGCUCUAGAAAGAGUGUGGACCUCGAUCCAUUUGAGUUAUAGUACAGGAUUUAUUACAGUCCUUCAAUGCCCUCUAAGCUACAGAUGCUUGGUAUACUUGUAGUUGCAUUUUAUAUGCUGAUGUUUUGUUUUUCUCAGGAAAUUGCAAUUCAAAAAAUUUCAUCAGAAUCCUGACAUAUGCUUGGUAUUGCAUACCAUUUAUUAAUUUCUGUUACACCUACUUUAUCUUACAAGAAAUGCUGUUCCUGCUUCUAUUUUAAUGGUUCUGACUCACCUUGCAAACCCACCUCUCCAUGCUGUAAAACCUUUUUUUUUAUGCAUUUGUCCCCUUUCCUAGGCAGGGAGGGGGGCAGUAAUUGAUUCCCUGGUGGUCCAGUAUGCUUCCUUGUGGUCUAGCUGCAGACCGGACGCUGUUGGGCUCUACCCCUUAGCACACUGAGUGGAGAGGCCCUGCACCUGGUGGCACACGCAUCACUUCCCUAAGGCAAGUUAGGCCUAACUUGCCUAAUUAGAGAGCCACCUCUGCCUGUCAGUGUUGUUCAAGGUUGGACGAAUAGUGCAGAAUUUCACUUCAGCAUGAUCAGAACCUCAGCAGAAGAGCUGGGCCUUGGAGGGCAAGGAUGUCUUAGUUUAUUGGAAAACUGGGGACAGACACUUUACUAUCUACUACUACAUAAAUGUAACCAAUUUUACUGCUCCACAUGCCCUCUCUGCUCCUCUCAUCGGGUCGCACAAGCGGAACGGAAAGUAAAAUAUUGAAUGCUGUUACUUACUAAUUCGGUGCUGUCGAACCGCUAGUCCUCCUGGUUCACGCAGGAAGAAUUUAUUGACAGCCGCUACUUCCUUGCAGUCGGUUGGAUUCUGCUCACUUGAAUGGCGUUUUCGUAUGUAAUUUAAAUUGCAUGACGUCUCACCCGUCCCUUAAAGUGACUAUCAUCUAAGCAACUUUUUGGAGUCACAGAGUUGACGUUGAUCAUUCAGAAUAUGUUGAAACCUAUAUAAAACUUAUAUGGGCCCGUCCCGUUUUCAGUGCCCUUUUGUGGUUUCUGCAUUGAUAGACGUUUAAGCUACCUUGAUUUUGACCCUGGCUUGUAUUUGACUUUGUGUAUUUUCGGUAUCCUGACAAUAUAUCCAUAUUUCUAUUAUCCGGGCCUUGGCCAUUAUGGACUUUGUUUCUAUCUUUAUCACAUCAAUGCUGUCCACUCUUAAGGCAGUAAUACAUCUAUUUAGUAACUUCUAUUUGUAGAUUUCAACAUUUCCUCUACGUUAGGGUAACGACCCUGUGACAAUAACUUCUUUCACCAUAAUUACUAAAGAACUGGAGUGGUUAUGGUGUUUGAAGUGGUGACUACUUUCGCAAGUAUACAUUAUUACAAACCCCUUCUCCCCCCACCCUUCCCCCACUUAUCCACUGACUACUGUAUUGCAUUGCCUUUCACAAUGACUCAACCUGCCACAGACACUCUUCAAUGCAUUCAUAACUAGCCACACCCACGCUUUCUCACAAAUAGAACAAUGGAUGUAGGAAAUACAGAGCAAGCUAGAAAAAAUGUAUACACACUUCAGAAAAAAACCAAAAACAACCUGUAUAAAUAUAUUCAUACUAAAUUCAUUCAGACAUGAAUACAAGUUCCUUAAACUCAGUGCUCUGAUCAUGUAAAUUACUUAACUUCAAUCAAUCUGCAGCCUCCCAGCAUCGUUAUCCAAAACAAACGAUCUUCACAUAUGCAUAGAACCACAGACAGAAAUGGGAUACGGCUGUACAGUCUAUAGAGGGAACAUAUAAAGGAAAAACACAAUAGUGUAACACAAUAAAUACAGUAAAUGGUGCGCUUUAAAUGGAUGCACUCACAAGAUGAUGGAAAUAGAAGAGCAUUCACAAGGUGCCUCCCCAGAUAGUAUAGGGGGCUGGUGGUUCCCCUUUUCAAUGUAGAACAACCAAUGGAACACGGGACUCCAGGUAAGUGGUAGUAGAAAAGCAAUUAUUUUAUUUUCUUAAAAGGUGAAAAGACACCAUAAGAAUAAAGAUUAAAAGUGCAGCAAUAGGUCCAACGCGUUUCGUUCAAGCAAGAACUUCAUCAGGGACCGCACAGUAAAAAAAUCACAAACAAUAUCACAGAUUGUAAAAUAACAUAUCCUACUUUCCCCUUAACAGAAUCUCUAUAAAUAGGGCUAGUCCCAAAGUCCCAUUGGUCCAUGGUGUAGGAGUGUCCAAUAGCCAGCUAUUCGUUGGUCCAGAGGUAUUAUCCUCCAGCUGAUGGUAUUUUCGGUGUUUAGAUGAUUUAAAUUGGGCGCGUUCAAUGGGAAAGCCGAAACCGGAAGUGGACGUCAACCUUCACUUCCGCGUGAAUACAAGUUACCUCUAUAAUUACUAAAGGUGCUCAUAGUGGCUGCCAUUAGCAUGUGCACUGCAGGGGUUAAUUCUAACAUACACAAACAUAUAAACAUUUCAUGAAUAUACGUAAUAAACACAGAGUGAAAGAUUAAUAAAAACACACAGACUCAGAUAUGUGAUGAAAAAGGCUGUGGUCUUUUAGUUUACAAAACAUAAAAAAAAACCCUAACUUAAUCACUUAAAAAUAUCUAACUUGUAACCAAACAUAUCUGGUCUUUAAACCCUCAGAGAUUUAAAGGGACACUAUAGUCAGCCAGACCACUUCAGCUGAAUGAAGUGGUCUGGGUGCCAGGUCCCUCAGGUUUUAAUCCUUCAGAUGCAAACAUAGCCGUUUCAGAGAAACGGCUAUGUUUACAUUUGGGGUUAGCCACUAGACGCGCAUCUGCAACGCUGGAGGCCCGCGCAGAUAGCGCACUGUAAAGCAGGAAAACCGCAAUAUACAAGGCGUCCUGACGUGGAUUAGAGUGGUUUCCUGCCCCCCUCCCUUUAAUAUUAUUUUCAUUCUAUGUCGUGGUUUUUUUUAUUGCCUAUUUUAAGGGGGUGGGGGGGGAUAACUAGCUGAGUUUGGUGAUAUAUUUAUAUCAAAAUACACUUAGAAUGAAAUUGUAUAUAUAUCUAUGUAUAUAUAAAUAAAUAAAAAUAAUACGAAAUAUACAUAUGUCCAUAUACAAAAUUAUAUAAAUAUACACGUAGACUUCAAAUAUAUAAAUAUGCAUAUAUAUUUAAAUUCCAUGUGCGUAUUUAUGUAAUAUUUUUACAUAAUUAAGUAAUUUUAUUGAUUGCAAUUUGAGUAACCUGCCUGCCAACCCAGGCCGAAAGUCCAGAGAAUUUAAUUUGCUAGCACUAUAUUUUAACCUGUAACUUUCUAUGACACCCUAAAACCUGUACAUGGGGGGUACUGUUUUACUCGGGAGACUUCUCUGAACACAAAUAUUAGUGAUUCAAAACAGUAAAGCAUAUUACAGCUAUGAUAUUGUCAGUUAAAGUGCAUUUUUCACACACAAACAGCACUUUUACUGAUGAUAUAAUUGUUGUGAUACGUUUUCCUGUUCUGAAACACUAAUAUUUGUGUUCAGCAAAGUCUCCCGAGUAUAACAGUACCAUACCUCCCAUGUACAGGUUUUAUAGCGUUUUUGGUUACGUUGCCUUUGAGAGCGUAUGGUAGCCCAGGAAUGAGAAUUACACCCAUGAUGGCAUACCAUUUGCAAAAGAAGACAACCCAAAGUAUUGCAAAUGGGGUAUGUCCAGUCUUUUUUUUAGUAGCCACUUAGUCACAAACACUGGCCAAAAUUAGCGUUAAAUUUCGUUUUUUACUUUUUUCACACACAAACAAAUAUGAAGUUUGGCCAGUGUUUUCGACUAAUUGGCUACUAAAAAAGACUGGACAUACCCCAUAUUGAAUACCCUGGGUUGUCUACUUUAAAACAAAUAUGUAAGUGUGGGGUGUUAUUCAGAGAUUUAUGACAGAUAAUAGUGUUAUAAUGUCACUAUUGAUAAAUUUUAAAAAUGUAUGUUUUGAAACCGCAAUAUCCUACUUGUACCUAUAGCCCUAUAACUUGCAAAACAAAGCAUGCAAACACUGGGUAUUUUUAAACUCAGGACAAAAUUAUGAAUCUAUUUAGCACUUUUUUUUUCAUUCGCUUUUGUAGACAAGUAAAAUAUUUUUCAAGUAAAAGUCAAAAAAAUGUUUUUUUUUCAAUUUUUUUUAAAUUAAAUUACAUAAGAUUAUAUAAAUAAUGGUAUGUAAAGAAAACCCCUUUUGUCCUGAAAAAAAAAACUAUAUGUAAUUUGUAUGGGAACAGUAAAUGAGAGAGCGGAAAAUUACAGCUAAACACAAACACCACAAAAGUGUAAAAAGAAGCCUGGUCGCAAAUGUACAACAUCGCAAAAAUAGUCCAUUCCUUAAGGGGUUAAACCUUAGAAUUGAAAUUCACUUUGAAAUCUGUUUAGUAAUUUUGUUUACUAAAGAAACAUGUUGGUAAAGGCAUUAAAGAUAGUGUGUUAAAGGGACACUAUAGUCACCAGAUCAACUACAGCUUAUUGUAGUUGUUCUGGCUAGUAUAAUGGCUCCCAUCAGGCAUUUUCAUGUAAACACUGCCUGUUUAGAGAAAAAAAAAAAAGGGGGGGGGGAGAAAGUCACCUAAAUGGUGUUUUCACUAUAGGGUCAUACAUGUUUGUGUUCCUGACCCUACAGUGACACUAUAGUUAUCCUUUAACUUGUCUUGAUUCCUUACUUUUUCAGUCAAUAUAAAGCUUAGUAACUCAUAUAUUGACCCCCACCACUUACAGUUAAAAACCUUUCUUAAACGUGAUCAGUAUAAAGGUUUUAAACACUUGGUCAGAAUCCCCCACCACCCUAGUGUAGGUAUACCUUCCUUAAAUAUAAUUUUUACAAUCUUUUUCACCUUUCCUAGUACUUCCAGUGUAUUCAUGCCAAAUUCAUUUGGAUGCAGUGUGUGCUUUCCUGAUAAUUUAAGCAUUCUUGGGGGUGUUGAUUAUUUCAUUUUUUGCUGCUCUGAUCCUAAACUAAGCUGAAUUCCAAACCAAACGAAUCACGCAGUUAGUUGUUUUGGCUCAGAACCAGAAUUGCAAAAUCAGUACUUUUUUUCAAAGUAUGCACGGUGUCUAGAUUUUGCUUUCUGAAUGGCCCCGAACGCAUCCGGAUGAUUUUGCCUCAUUUUGUAGGAUGCCAUUCGGACUUUAGAUAAUGGACAAGUCUGAGUCAUUCAUAAAUGCCAGAAUCACAAGGGAGUAUUGAUCUGCACCCACCAGAGGUGCAGACCACAUGCUCUCUUGCUGUAAUGGGUGGGUGCAAGGCUAGUCAGAGAGAUCUUUUUAACUAUUAUACUAUUGCUAUAUAGAUAAACAUAAAGCCAUAAAGUUCAGCAACUCAUUUGCUUUUUAUUCACGCAACUUUCUUUUUCUCCCUCAUGUCUGCAUUUUUUUCUCUCCCUCUCUCCUUAUGGUUCCCUUUCUCCCUGAAUGCUGCAGAAUUGUUUGAUACACGCUUGAUAUACACAUGCCUGAAGGCAUUUGUGUGAUUGUAAGUGCUGGGCUGCAACCAUGAUCUGAGACAAGUUUCUGGGACGAAAUGCUCAUCAGUAAAAUCUCAGGACAUUGAAGUAAAUCACUUAUUUUUUUUAAUAUCUCCAGCAUCAGUAGUUUGUUAAAGGGAUACUCCAAGUGAUACCGGAGAAACUGACGGAAGCAAAGCACAGAGGGAUGGACACAGGUUUCUUCAGGAAGGAAGAGAUUCUUUAUUGGAUCACCGAUCGGGACUCAGAGGGACUAAUGUCACCAAAAAUACAGCAAGUUCUGAGCCCUGAACAAUAGUGCAGGCUCCCUAUAUAGGCACAUAACUCCUCCCAUAUUAAGCUCCACCCGCACAUUCUCUUGACCAAUCAUUACAAAUAAGAAUUAACUUCCUGCUUGACCACAUGGCUUGUCCAGCACAAUGGAGGAGGGGAAUACUACAUCCUGUAUUCUUGCACAUGCUCCGUACACUACUGAUCGUAUCUUGCCUCGUGCAACCAACUGAUCGAUACGUCAGCAUAUGCACGUACACAUGCCACGUGGUAAUCUCGGCCUACUAAAUUUAUUUUUACCGAGAUUCCACCACAUUCCCCCCUUUGAUGCCUCUUGAUAUUUUACAAUUACUUGAGGCAUCACUUAACCUUGGUUUACAUACACCACAAGUUACCUUUGAACCAGACCAGACUUAUCCUAUGAUGUGAAUCUUCAACACUCAUCUUCCUGCAUUAGUUCUCCCUGAUCUAGAGCCUUAUAUUUAUAAAUUGCCAUUAUCUGUGCAGCAGCCUUCCUCUCUGCUAUAUUUUCUAUCAGGCUUUGCACAGACCUAACUACUAAGGGUAUAAGACACGGCAGGAGUAGACACAACAUUAAAAUCAGUAGGACUCCACCUACCACUGCCUUAAGCCCUCCAAACCACUCAUACCAGCUACCAAACCAACUACUUGGAUUGUACCCUUUCCAUACCUGAGUAGGCACAUGCGCUAGUUUAACCAUAUGGCUAGUAAGCUCAGCUAUUGCUUGCCCUUCGUCAUCUAUUUGAAGACAGCAAUUGCUCAGGUUAAACUUCCCACAUACACCUCCCUCUACUGCCAAAAGAUAAUCCAAGGCUAAUCUAUUUUGGUAGACUGCUGUCCUCAUCCUGGUAUUAUGCUUCGCUAGAAGAUUGAGCGCUUGUGAUGUCUCGUUAGUAAUGAUCUCAACCACCGCCUGUAACCUUAUAAUGCGGUUGAGCAUAUAAAUAGGGGUUCUAUAACCAAAGGUACCAUCCUCUGCCCACGUGGCUGGCCCAUAAUAAUCUAUAAUACGCUGGGGAGGCCAUUCAUUAUCUUCCCAGGCACCUAUCUCUAUGGGUCCCCUUUUCUUCCUAUGAUUCACAUCAUACACUUUAACACCUAAAGUCUCACCUGUUUCAAUAGGCAACAAGAAGAAGGAUGGUUUUAACAUACCCAACACACAUGCCCCUUCCCAGUCCUGUGGUAACUCCGAAUAGGCCUUCUUACCACAGAUCCAGUACAAAUUCGCUGGGGCUCUCCAGUUAGAUGUGAUGGAUAGAUCAAACCAUACGUCCUUUAAAUUGGCAUAUCUUGCAAACGGGUUAGAUGGUUCUGAGACAUUUGAAGCCGACCACCAAGUUGUAUUCUUUGUAUCAUCAUCAUAAGCUUUUUGCCCUAGACAAGUUAAUUCUCCUACAGAAGUAUUAUACAUCAUUCCUUUCCUCGCUAUGCAAACAUAACCUAUGAUGGAGGUCUUCAAUCUCCACUCAGAUUUACCUCUAACACUCAUAUGAUAGUCGGCUUGUAUAGAUAUUAAUUGGUCAACUGCCUCAGAACCGGACAUUACCUCCUUUGCUUCCCAAGGCCAUUGGUCUCCCAUGUUAGUACCUCCACACACAUAGCAGUUGGUAACAUUAAGACUACCGGCAAUACUCUCGGCUAAAUCAAUGAACAAGUUUUUAGCAUUAUGGGGGAUCUUAUUAUCUAUGCUCAUCUCUUCAUAAAAGGAAUGGUAUACUUGAUGAGUUUGGGAGGUUACCGUAUCAGUCUCUAUCCCUAUAAACAAUAUUGUCCCAGGGUCUAAACCCGUCCCAUAUAUUUGAAACCCAAAUAAAUUACCAUAUUUAUCUAAGAACUUGUCAGGGUUAUUUAUAAGUAUAUGGAUUGGAUUGCAUUCCAUAGACUUACAAUAUGGAUCAAUAGGCAACUUAGUCACAAUCAUGUCCUUGUCUACUGUCUGUCCCCAAGUCGCCCACCCCACACAAGACCAAUAUGGGCAGAAGUUAUAAUCUCUAUUUGGACAUCUUGGACUUACAUAUUUAUUUUUACUACUGGGACAAAUAUAUUUAUCGUUAGACCCAUACGUCCUCUCCCAUCUAAGAUCCCCACAUACAUUCCACGGCUUUCUACCACUUGAUAUUGCUUUACACGCAUCAAAUAGCAGAGCACCUGAAGAAUAUACGGAUUUUAAUACCGUCUUAUUAAUUAGGGUCCCCUGAGGAUCUCCAUUUCUGAGAGUCAACCAAAUUGUACGGGGUUGAUACUCAGGACUGAAGCACUUAGGUUCUCCUACUCCUAAAUGACACACACUAUAUUCUAUAUUUAAGUAUCUACAUCUUGAUACAUCUCCUUUACACUCAUAUUGCGAAUGCCAAAUUAGGGUCUGGGAUAUAUGGUUACCUGUUCUUGUAGUCUUAAUGCAUACCUCACAGCUAGGAGUGUCGGUACCUCUACCUUCCUGAAUAUAAAAAUACACAUAAAUAAACAUUAUUAAAAAUACAUCUUUCGUCGUCAUCCUCAGUCUUCGUCCGUGCGAAGGCACCUCAGCUUCCAGGAUGUAAGGGCUGCAGGGAAUGGAGUUCUGCUCGUCUUCACAGGGGUCCCCUCAAGACUUUCCCUGACUUAUACACUCGUUGGUGAGUGGACAGGCUUUAUUAUGGCCUUCUCACUCACUUACCAAGUCUCUGAAACAAUAAAAUUUGUGAUCCACAAGGUUCCUCGUCACUCCGACUGAGUCGUGCGUUUUAACCGGAUUUUGCAGGGAUUCUCUGGAUUUGCUGUAACUUGCCAGGAAUCGGCUGCUGCUGGUUUAACCCUGGAGUGAUGUAUCCACGGAGCCACUUCGGCUACUUUUAUCGCUGUAGGGGUAGACAGAAGAACAACAUAAGGACCUCUCCACUUGGGCCCUAACGGCACAUUAUUCCACUCUUUAAUCCACACUUGGUCGCCUGGGUGGUAACUAUGAAUUGGGGGAUAAAUAUUCACAGGUAAUCUAUCUUGUACCCAUUUCUGUACCUCCUCCAUAGUCUUACCCAACUCUACAACCUGCUGCCGGGUAAUUCCUUCUCCCAACUGACUCAAAUCCCCCCUUAAGUUACCAAGCACGGGAGGUGGUCGCCCGUACAUGAUUUCAAAAGGAGAGAGGCCCAUCCUUCUGGUAGGUGUACUACGGAUUCGCAAUAGAGCUAUGGGCAAGAGAACGUUCCACUUAAGUUGGGUUUCCUGACACAUUUUAGCCAACUGAUUCUUAAUAGUUCUAUUCAUUCUCUCUACCUUACCAGAACUCUGGGGUCUAUAUGCCGUAUGAAGCCUCCACUUUAUACCAAGCAUAUGAGUCAAUUGUUGUAGGCACUGAUGAACAAAAGCUGGACCAUUGUCCGAUCCUAUAGAGCAGGGUAGUCCAUAUCGGGGUAUUAUUUCUCGUAGCAGGAAUCUCACGACUUCUCCUGCUUUCUCUGUACGAGUAGGACAUGCUUCUACCCAGCCUGAAUAGGUGCACACCACUACCAGAAGGUAGCGAUGUCCACCCAAUUUAGGCAUCACUGUAUAGUCAAUUUGUAAAUCGGACAUGGGAAGUCCCCCCAUAAACUGGACUCCUGGUGGCUUUACUGGUCCUUGUCUUGCAUUAUUUUUAGCACACGUUACACAUCUACGUACAAUGGCCUGAGUCAAGUUGGACAAUCUUGGUAUGUAGAAAUGUUUUCUGAGAGAUUCUUCUGUACUGUCUCUCCCAGAAUGUGUCCCGUUAUGAUAGUUUUGGACAAUUUCUACCGCUAGUGAUGCUGGAAUAACUAUUCUUCCAUCUUCUAACUGAUACCAUUUGUUCUCCAAAUACUUUCCAGGUUCAGUCCUUAACCACUCCUCUUCUUGAGCUGUAUAAAUUGGAGUCCAUUGAGACAGUGGAGUUGGUAUAAGAGCAGCUAUAUGCCCCACAUAUUCCUGUCUUCCUGAUUCAGCAGCACGCUUAGCUGCACUAUCUGCCAUCCGAUUCCCUUUGGUUACAUCACUAUCUCCUCUCAGAUGCGCCCGACAAUGUAUAAUACCGACUUCUUUCGGCUCCCACACUGCUUCCAAUAGUUGUAGGAUCUCAGCUGCGUAUUUGAUUUCUUUGCCUUCUGAAUUCAAUAGUCCUCUUUCUUUAUACAAAGCUCCGUGGGCAUGAGUGGUUAAAAACGCAUACUUGGAGUCCGUGUAGAUGUUCACUCUUAAACCUUCAGCCAAUUGUAACGCUCGUGUCAGUGCUAUCAAUUCUGCCUUUUGUGCUGAUGUUCCUUUUGCCAGUGGCCGAGCUUCUAUCACCUUGUCUAUCGUUGUUACUGCAUAUCCUGCAUAGCGGAUCCCUUCUUUUACAUAACUACUGCCGUCGGUGUAAUAUUGAACAUCAGGGUUCUGGAUGGGAAAAUCACGAAGAUCUGGUCUACUUGAAAAUACUUCAUCCAUUACUUCCAAACAAUCAUGUUGACUUUCAGUAGGUUGUGGCAAAAGGGUAGCUGGAUUUAAGGUAUUUACAGUCUCUAAAUGCACUCUUGGGUUUUCACACAACAUUGCUUGAUACUUGGUCAUACGGCUGUUACUAAACCAAUGAUUUCCUUUGUAAUCCAACAACGUCUGUACUGCAUGUGGAACUCGUACAUAAAGUUCUUGACCCAGAGUGAGUUUAUCGGCUUCAGCUACUAGCAGGGCGGCUGCAGCUACAGCUCUUAGACAAGGUGGAAGUCCGCUGGCCACUGCAUCCAGUUGCUUAGACAUGUAGGCAACAGGUCUUUGCCAUGAUCCCAAGUACUGUGUCAAUACUCCCACAGCCAUUCUUCUUUGCUCAUGUACAUACAGGUAGAAUGGCCGUGUGUGGUCAGGUAGACCUAAUGCUGGGGCACUCAUCAAAGCCCUCUUCACAUCUUCGAAUGCCGUUUGCUGUUCUUGAGUCCAUAAGAAGGGGUCGUGCUCUGUACCUUUGAUAGCUGCAUACAGAGGUUUUGCCAGUAUCGCGUAGCUGGGAAUCCAUAUCCUACAGAAGCCUGCUGCCCCCAAGAAUUCUCGCACUUGUCUUCUAUUCCUGGGUAUCGGUAUUUGGCACACAGCUUCUUUUCUCUCUGGCCCCAUAAUUCUUUGACCUUCAGAGAUAUGGAAUCCCAGAUAUUUGACAGUUGGCAAACACAACUGAGCCUUCCUUCUUGACACCUUGUAUCCUGCCUUCCAGAGGAUGUGUAGUAGAUCAUGCGUUGCUUGCUGACAUACUUCCUUUGUAACUGCUGCUAUCAACAAGUCAUCUACAUAUUGUAAUAAUACACACUCUCCUGGGAUAGACUCAAAAUCUAGUAGAUCUUGGCUUAGAGCUGAACCAAAUAGGGUAGGUGAAUUUUUAAACCCCUGGGGCAAUCUUGUCCAGGUCAUUUGGCGUUUCGAGCCCGUUACAGCAUUUUCCCAUUGGAAAGCGAAGAUACAUUGGCUUUCUGCGGCAAUUCGGAGGCAAAAGAAGGCAUCUUUGAGAUCUAAGACUGUAAAGUAAGUAGCCCCGCCCGGAAUUAAAGCAAGCAGGUUAUAUGGAUUGGGCACGACUGGAUGUAUACUAACAACCGCAUCAUUGACUGCUCUCAAGUCCUGCACAGGUCGAUACUCAUCUGUACCGGGCUUUUGAACAGGCAGCAAUGGGGUGUUCCAGGGGGAAGUACAGAAUUUUAGGAUACCAUACCGUAUGAACUUAUCCAGAUAAGAUUGGAUGUUCUUCUUAGCCUUCUGCGGAAUAUGAUAUUGUCUCAGGCUUACUGGAUAAACCCCAAGUUUUAGUUCGAUUUUAAUAGGUGGAAUAUUGCGGGCCAGUCCUGGUGGGUUGUUCUCUGCCCAAACUCCUGGUAUGUUAAAUAAGGAUUCAUCACUCCUCGGGUUUUGGCUAGUCAACACUGUAUAAAGUCGCCACUCUUCUUCCUUUGGUACGGACAAUGUCAUAAUACCUGAGGGUCCAUUAAACUUUAAGGAUGUUGUUCCAUUUGGUAGGAACGUAAUCUGCGCUUGUAAUUUGGAUAGCAUAUCACGUCCCAGCAAUUGGACUGGACACUCAGGCAUAUAAAGGAAUUGAUGUUUUACUACGUGGCCUCCCAAUGUACAGAGUCGACUUUUAAGAACCGGUUUUUCAGCACUUCUUCCAGUUGCUCCUAUUACAGUAAUAGUUCUUCCAGAUGGAGGAGCAACUAGAUUAGUCACCACCGAAUGUUCAGCACCAGUGUCGAUCAUGAACGCACUCCUUUUUCCCCCUAUUGAUACAUCGACCAUAGGCUCCGCUCGACCAAGGGGGAUGGAGCCCGGUCGGUAUCAAUAGUCCUCCAUGACCGUGUCAGCCAAUCCCACAAAGUCCCUACCUUCUCUAUCGCGGGACCUUUGCGCUGCUGGAUAGUACCUAUCUUCCCUUACACUUCCUCUGUUCCCAUUACUCCCUCUAUUACCAUUACUCCCUCCGGGGCCUCCUCUACCUCUCGCUCUGCCUCUAAAGUUUCCAUAACCUGCCCUGGGUAAGUCUCUCUCAUACUGCUCUCUUUGCGGACACUCAUUCCUCCAAUGCCCUUCUUCCUUGCAGUACGCGCACUGAUUCCUACUCAAAGGCUCCCUAUUCCAUCUACCAUCGCCUCUAUCUGAGCCCCGUCUAUCUACGCCUGCGAUCGCUACCGCUAACAUAUCUGCCUUUCUACGCAUCUUGCGCUCUUCCUCUUUCUUACUUUCUGUUUCCCUAUUCAUAUAUACUUUGUUCGCUACCUCCAUUAGUUGGGUGAUAGACAUACCUGCAAACCCUUCUAAUUUCUGUAGCUUGCGCUUAAUAUCUCCGUAAGCUUGGCUGACAAAGGCGGAGUUUACCAUUCGGGAAUUAUCAGCGUCUUCCGGAUUAAAGGGGGUAUACAAGCGGUAUGCCUCCAAUAAUCGGUCAUAAAAGACACUGGGCGCUUCAUCACUUUUCUGAAUCACCUCAACUGUCUUCGACAUGUUAAUAGCUUUCUUCCCUCCGGCUUUCAUGCCAGCAAUUAUAGCAUCUCUAUAGGCUUUAAGUUGAGCCAUAUCUGCGCCAUUUACAUUCCAGUCAGGAUCGGUGUUAGGGUAAUGUGUUGCGGCCCAUGCUGCCGGAUUGGCUUGAUUUAAAGCACGGGCUCUCUCCUCUAGCGCCUUAAUGGCCGCUUGGUUAAUCCUUGUCCUUUCCUCAUUAUUGAACAAUGUCAUUAAUAACUGCUGGCAAUCAGCCCAUGUCGGGUUAUGUGUCUGAACUAUCGAGGUGAACAGAUCGGUCAUAGCUUGUGGUUUCUCAGUGUACGAGGAAUUGUGGGUCUUCCAAUUCAAGAGAUCGGUAGUCGUGAACGGGACAUAUACGAAGACUGGGUCAGCAUGUGCCAUUUGACCUGCGGCAUCGAUAUAGGCUGACCCAGGAUUCAGACGAAGAGGCAUCUGAUAAUGUUUUAAUUGUUGGGUACCGGUCAGUUGUCGGGUUAGUAUGGGGCUACGUGGAGGGGCGUCAGUUAAAGGUUCCGGUCGAGAGGUAAUAGGGCAUGAGGAUGUGGGAACUUGAUUUUGUGAAAAAUUAGUGAAUAGUAUACUCUGAGCCGAGCUAGAAGAAGCUUGACCGGAAGUUUGAAGUGGCGCCAAAUCAGGAUAUUCAGAUCUAAUGGGGGUUGGUCCUGGUUCAGGAAGGGGAGUUUUAAUACGAGGGGGGGUGGAUUCUGUACUGGAGGAGGAAGCGGAAGUGGAUGGGGGCAAUAGGGGAAGGGGUGCAGAACUUCCUGCAUUCGCGUCACUUCCUCUUAAAGGGAAGUAAGGGGGCGGCAAAGGGAUCUCGGACUCAGGGGGCGUGUCCAAAAUGGGCCUAACACCGGUCCUAGUGGACAAAUAAGUCCUGGCCACCAUGAGGCGACAUUGCUCCUCGUGGCAUAUCCGGAUCCAUUUUGGCGAGUCGUUUACGGCCUGCCUCCAACAAUCAAUGUAUGGAAACUGUCCGUAAAGUUCAGGCCUACCUGACACAGCCACGUGUACACGCUGUACCAGGGUUGGAUCCAAACUGCCACGCGGCGGCCAUGCCGCAACCAAAGUAGGCCACUCCCUAGUGCACAAAGUGACCAAACGUACAGGAGACAUUUUAACCCCAAAAUCACAUGUUUUGAAUCCCUUUUUAAAAUUCUUUACCAUACAACCUAAGGGAUCCGAAAUCGUUGACUCUGACGCGCCCAUACUUAUCAAUGGAACGUCGUUGACAACGAAUACUAUGCACGCGUUCUUAUUCAACAGUCACACCCGUUUCCUCUGGCAACAGCACCACGUGGUACAGUUACCAAGUGAAACGUACACAAUAACACAAUAAUCACUCAGGGAAUUCCCGUACACACACAGCUGUUACACCAGUCGCUAAAUAAUCAAUAUUAUGCCCUUUGGCGAAACUAUACAGUCACCCACGCUAUAAUUCUCUAUAUAUGAAUUACCCGUCUAUAACACACCCCAGUAACAUCGUCUUUUACUAGUAUCGGUUACAGUACGGUUAGCAUAGGUCAAAGCACAAUUUAAGGUCACAAUACAAUUAUUAGUGGUUACGGUGUUAAACAUGCAAUAGACGACAAUGAUUAGUACUUAUAUACAGUGUCAGUAAAUAUACAGGGUUAUGGUACCGUGCACUAUGAUACAGCAACACACUAUUAACACUCUCGCUAGACGGCUGAGCUCGCGCUAUCUAACAAGAUAUACACUUUACUAACAAUCUUUAACACAUUUACAAUCCCAACUAAACUAUUGGCCAGUACCUUGAAUGGACUACCUAAAACUAUAUACACCCGUUUUGGUUAGCCACACUGCCCAAGCACCACAUAUAGCGAACUAGAGGGCGAAUUUACAAAAUUGCCCUUCUAGUCUAUUUACUCUAUCAAAAGUCUAGUGGGUUCCAAAUUUACACGCCUUCCCACUUAGCCAAGAUAGGUUGAGAGCUAGCGAACCGAAUUUACACAGGCGCCGCUUAGUCUCCCGGUCCCUCCGACCUAGCGAACGUAAUAUACACCCUAGAACGCUAGUCUAGACAAGACACCGGUGUCCGGCUAGGGCUAUUUACACAGGACCCCGCCUGACUAACCAGAUCAAACGGUCUUACUAAAGAGCGUUCGAUCGAGCGGUGCGCCUUCGCUCCUUCCCUCCGACAGAGGGGGCAGAUUCCAUACACAGAUUUAAACCCCUUUUGGGCCUACCGCACAAUCGGUAUACCCCUAGUGGGUCUGCCGUCUAAAACAGCAGUUGUCUUACCUCCUCGUUCCUGAACCUGAGUUCACACUCAUCGACGGGGACACCCCAGCACUUCUUACGUAGAGGCCGAUGAUCUCCUGGACAACAGACCAGUGGCGCCGAGACGAAGGGAGGUCCACGCAGAAGUUCAGGGGUGCAGCCGUAGAGAACGUGGGCAAAGAUAGACCGUCUCACGCCUCUGCCUCUCAGCUACCGUUGAACGAUGAGCUUCCCGGCCAAUGCACCAAAUGAUACCGGAGAAACUGACGGAAGCAAAGCACAGAGGGAUGGACACAGGUUUCUUCAGGAAGGAAGAGAUUCUUUAUUGGAUCACCGAUCGGGACUCAGAGGGACUAAUGUCACCAAAAAUACAGCAAGUUCUGAGCCCUGAACAAUAGUGCAGGCUUCCUAUAUAGGCACAUAACUCCUCCCAUAUUAAGCUCCACCCGCACAUUCUCUUGACCAAUCAUUACAAAUAAGAAUUAACUUCCUGCUUGACCACAUGGCUUGUCCAGCACAAUGGAGGAGGGGAAUACUACAUCCUGUAUCCUUGCACAUGCUCCGUACACUACUGAUCGUAUCUUGCCUCGUGCAACCAACUGAUCGAUACGUCAGCAUAUGCACGUACACAUGCCAUGUGGUAAUCUCGGCCUACUAAAUUUAUUUUUACCGAGAUUCCACCACACAAGGUCUUUGUCCACGUUUUAUUUUAGUGUUUGUGUUGCUGUGAGGCAGAGAAUUUAGGAAGAGGUGUGUUGCUCAAUCUUCAGUAGAUGGUUAAUCCAUUUACAGGAAGGAAGACAGAAGGUACAAGAUGAUUAAUAGUUUUCCGUUCUGUGUGUCUCAGAUAACCUAGUCUUACUCUGUUAUCGGUGAGGAGUAUUUUCACUUGUUUCCACUGUUAGAUGCAAGUUCUGUGUUGGAACUGUUACAUAAAAUACUUGGCUGAAUGCACACUAACAAAAUGGGUUCUGUUUACCAAACUAAUCUAAUGGUUAAUGAGGGCAUUCAGCCACCCUCCAGCUCUUUGUCUUGUUUGUUUGCCACUCCUGGCGGCCUUUCUAUUCAGAAAACUACACGUUGGACUGCCUAGAUUAUUGAGUUAGAUUUCUUAAACUAUUACAAUCACCAUCGUUUAUUGUAGUGGUUAUGGUGAUGGACAUUGACGAGUGCAAUCUUUUUCAGCACCCUAACUUUACCCUCAUGUAUUCCUAACGCUAUAGUGCUGUUCACAUGUUUGGAUCUUACCCCUGCAAGGGUUAAAAAUGCAACUUAUCUUAUACGCCACAUUUUUUACACUGCUGGCCAUACUGGGACAGGCUUUGCGCCAAAACCACAACAAUGAGCUAUAGUGACUAUAGUAUAGACUAUAGUGUCCCUUUCAAUGCUCUAAAUAUGACACAAUCGCCAGGGAAACCAUGAGAAGAAUUCAGCACAAGCAUCUAUCAAAUAUUGUAGGUGAGUUCAUAAAUUUCUUGAAAUAGAUCAGUAAAAAACAAACAAACAAAAAAACAUUGAAGAGAAUUAGUUUCAUCUAACCAAGCCAUAAUUCGUUUAUCUGAAAUGACAGCUUGAAGUGAAAUUACAGCUCUGUGUUUUUUUUGUUUGUGUAGUUGCAUCAGAGUUUUGAAACCCUCGGAUACGAUAAACCUUCCCACCCCAAAAACAAAAACAAGGCUGCAAUGAACAUGUGAUGUCAGCAGCCACUCAGAGUCUGAUUUACAGAGCAGCUUCCCACUUUCCUGGAAACACUAAAUGGGUGUAUGCAUUUACCAUUUAUGAUCUGUUACAAAAAUACCCGAGGGUAGCUAUACGUUGUUUUCCUUUUUUGUUGUCAUUAAAAAAAAUAUAUAAUCACUGUAUUUGCUUAAUAAAGCAGCAGUUUGAAACGUAUUAUACAGACUCCACUCCAUGAGAUUAAUUUACUUACUUGGGAAAUACUUCCUUACUGGGACUCUCUGCAAGUCCAGGCUAAAUAGGGUCCUGAAAUGAGGCACCUGUGACAGGGAAAUCAUUGUUUAGUGAAUGAGAGUGUGCUGGAUUGUGUAUUUUGUAUGUUUUGGCCCCAGCAGCACCCUAUAAUGUAUGCAUGUUCAGGUGAGCGCAGCCUUCUUGGUUUCAUUUAUAUAUUUUAGAGUCCAGGCCAACUCCUGAAAUAAAUACACAUUUUAUUGUGGUUAAAGAGAUACACAUAUAACAGCAGAAGCAACAAUGCAGUCCCUGGCUAAUGUUAAAUGAUAACGUCCCUGAUGUAGGAAUGAUACAGUCACAAGAGUCUUUAGAAGCAGGAAUGCAGACAACAAAAUCCCCUUAAAGAUGUCAAUAACUACAUCUGAACAGUUAAACUCAUAGGUACCUGCAGGUAAAUUAUGUGCACAACGUUGGGGCCCUUAGGUGUAGGUAGUGCUACCCAGGUACAGUUAUAAGGGAGAGUCCUGAAGCAAUCUCUGGAGACAGUACCUUUGAAUGACUUCUGUAACUGCAGAUAUCUCCAGAGAGAUCCAGCAGAAUGUAGGACAGCAGCAGAACAUCAAUGACAAUCCUUUCUUUUCCUUCUGCAGACAGGAUGCAAAAGCUCAUUCACACUACGGCAGAAAGUUCCUGAAUCUGCAGGGAGUUGAACAUAAAAUAAGUUUUCUUAUUCUCCUAGGAGCGCAGUAGACAGUCUCCAACUUCUUGUAGUAGCAGUGCACUAGCCUCCCCUGUUUUAAUUACACAGUCCCAGCAGUAAUAGAUAAUUUUAAUAGGUAGGAGCACGCUUGCUUUAUGCAGACUCCGAGAACAUGGCUUCUCCCUUGUCCUCUUCUUCCUGCCGCCCUAGUCCUUCCUCCUCACGUGACAGGGAAAGGGCAAAGUUCAAGAUCUCAAAACAGCAAAAUAUAGCAGCCUGUUACACAUGUUGGACUCUAAUAUCAAAUAUCCUCUUCAAGAAUGAAGAGAGAACAGCUAGUUAUUAUUUGUUCAAUUUGGCAAUGCAGCAUAUAUUGCAUAUGCACACGUAUUGCACUGUUGGAGAACAUCGCAUAUCUCCAUUAGAUGUGAGUUUGCACUUGCGCGACUGGUACGAAGAACUUUUUACAAGACUAAAGCGUAUUCACCCCAGUAAACACUGCAAUAGGUGACUUUUCCUCAAGCACUUAACUUGUUGAAGUGAUUUCUUGGUUAACUGAAUGUCAUCCUUGUUCCAAAUCAAAAAAUGACAAAUUUCAAGAAAAUCAGCACUUCUAUGAAUUAAUUCAGCAUUAAUUAUCUAACUUCCACUUGAGUGAUCAUUCAAGUGGAAAUUUUCCAUAGGUAAGCAUUAUUCUAAUGCUUCCCCAUCAGAAGCAUUCUGUUGGGCGACAGACAGUAAUUGCCUUGCAUGUGCCAAUUCCAUCUAGAAGGAAGGGAGAUCGUCAUCACUGACAGUGACCAUAACCAUUCUAGCUUGCUCUAGUGGUUAUAGUACGAGGAGUUUCCUUGCGUGCUGCCAUUGUGAGUUGGAGCUCCUGUUUAUAUUAGCUAUCUUAAGACAGUAUAUGUAAUCUAUGGGUAACUUAUUGGUUCAGAGCAUUAUUAUCUUUAUUAGCCAAUUAGCUAAGCCUUACACUGCCAGGCUUGGCUCAGAGAGCUUAUGGUGUAGUGUAGCAGGUCUUGGCAGACACGAAGUAAGAAGUCACACCAUUGUAAAACAGCUUGACUCCUUACAAUGCAAAGGCACCAGGGCACUCCUGACUCCAUAGCCAUUAAAGCAUGCUGUAGUGAUCGGAGUGUGCUUUUUAAGGGACACUGUAGCAGUAGGAAUACAAAUCUGUGUUGAUAAUUUUGUAGUCUUCAUGUCUCUAGUUAUUUUAUAGGGACCAUAGUGUGCAUGGUAAAUAAUAAAUAAAAUGAUUUUAUUUACCUUUUCUCCAUUCUUGAGCCUUCCUCUGCUCUGCCGCCUGCUCCUCCUCGCAUGAUGUAAUCUUGGAGGUGUGCCUCCAGUAUUAUGAUCCAAUGCAAUGCUGCUCAUAGACUAGCAUAGAGAACCAUAGGCACAUACACAGCCAUAGAGAAUCAUUGAAUGCAAUGAUUCUCUAUGACAAGUCAUGACUGCACUAGAGGUCUGUAAAGGACCCCAGGUUUUUUUUCCACAAUGGGUAGAGGCAGCCUCUCCUUUGUACUCCGGUGGUAAAAGAGCUAAUUUGACAGUUCAACUUUGCCAAAAUAAUAAACAGAGAUCCACUAUGGUCAAAUUCCAUUUAACUGUACAAAUAUGUUUUUGGGUUUAAAGGAACACUAUAGUCAACUUUAGCUUAAUUAAGCAGUUUUUUUGCUGCUAUUUCAAUCUGUAUAUGCACACGCUAUUUCACACAACUGUUGGGAACACUUCCAAAUAAGAGGGUGGCGACCAAGUUAAAGCUAGGUCACUGUCCCUCUUGUGACACCCGAUUUCUUGUAAAAGACAGAUAAGUAACAAUUACACACUGUACUGACACUUUGCCAAAAAUAUUUCAUUUGAUUGUUUUUUUUUUGUUUUUUUUAGAUUUAAAAAUGUAUAUAAACAAGUCUUUUAUAUUAAGGUUCUCCAAGUUAUCUUGCCGGCUGUUGCUUAGCUUUAGUCGUAUUUUAAAUUGGAUGCAUUACUGCCCAAAGAUGUUUCCUGUUAUGCUCUGUGUUGAUUGAUAAAUUGCUGUUUGACUCCAUUCAAAUAUUUACAUACUGAGUUGGGAACAAUCUGUUUUUAUUCUGUUCUGUUUUUCUGUUGUUGCGUUCUCCAGCUCUAACGUUAUCUGUAAAUCCUGUAGAAAUAUUAGAGCAGGUUUAUUUUGUGAACCACUGCUAUGUCUAUCUUUAACGGUUUAUUCUACAGAUUCAGAAUAAAUACAAGGUUUUAUAUUAUUAUGGCAUAUUUGCUUUUUCAGACUAAAAAGACCAUUCCAAACACUCCUUGCCAAUUUAAAUUUUAAAGUGAUCAGAAAAAAAAAGUGGGCUUUGGGUAAAUUAUGGCUGAGGACUGGGACUGUGUGAGAAUUACAGCAAAGACAAUUAGUGUAUACUAACACUCUCUCAGGAAUCAUUUCCAUGUCUCUAAUUCAUUCUUAUAGAGGUCCCAAGUGCAGAAAUACAGGAUAGGGAAUGAACCCUAACAAGGUUAUUCACAAAAGCAGGGAUAGGGCAACUUCAGCACUCCAUAUGUAAUGGACUACAUCUCUCAUAAUGCUCUUACAGACAUAAUGCCGGCAAAGCAUCAGAGGAGAUGUAGUCCACAUCAGGAGUGCUAGAUUUUGCCUGCUCUAAAGUGAGAAUUCAAAGUGAAUCUCCAAUUUUAGACCAGGGCUUCCCAUUAGGUAGAUCCCCCAGAUGUUGUAGAACUAGAACUCCCAUGAUGCCUUGUCAUUCUAAAGCCAUGCAGAACAUCAUGGGAGUUGUAGUUCUACAACAUCUGGGAGGGGCGUGGGGGAGACAGAGGGGCCUACCUAACGGGCAGCCCUGUUUUUAGACCAAUGUAGGUAAACUGGAAUAAUUUUAGGUGACUUAAGGAAUUUUUUUUCAGUUUGGCUAUGUUGCCUUAUAUUUCCAUUUUCUUUUUUUUAUUCUCACUUUAGUGAAUAACCCUGUUACUUCUCUAGUGCGGCACAGUUUAGUAUUGCAGUUUUCCUUAUUUCUCUGCUCCAUCCCAAAUAAAACUCCAAUUUAAUGUCCUGUUUCCUGAGGAUGGCACAACGUUCUAGAAUAGGGAGUAAUGAAAUCACAUUUCAAUUAUAGGUACACUCACUCUAUGCACCAAAAACCUUUAGCCUGAUGAAUCAGCUUUGGUGUGUAAGGCAUACCACUGCAGUCUCACUGCUUAAUUUGGUGAGAAUUUAAAUUACUUUGUUUAUGCAGCCCAACUUCCUCUCCCCUGACUGUAAAUCACACAACCUCUGUGAAAAAAGGUUUCAUUUUCAAUCGGAUCUUACAGUACAGUUUGCUUACUUUAGAAGUUCUUAUUCCCUACACUAUUAAUUGACCUUUACAUACACUAUAGUCACCAGAACAACUACAGUGUAAUGUAGUUGUUCUGGUGAGUAUAAACAUUGCCUUCAGGCAUUUUCAUGCAAAAAAUGGGCACCUCCAAGUGGGCACUGCUCAGCCACUGGAGGUGCUUCCUGGAGCAGUGCUGCACAGUAGGCAUUGUAGAAUUGAUUCAAUGCAUCUCUGUGGAGGUGCUGUUUUGGCAAAAACAGUUUGGCCCCGCCCCCAUCCUGCCUCCCUAAUGCUUAAGAUGUCCCCAUGGAGGCGGAUCAGGGGUGGGGCCAGCGUCAGUGGACCCGCGCGGCGCUGGAAAUAAGGGGCGUAUUUAACAUUUGCUAAGGGGCGACAAGCCACUAUGGGGUCAAGAAUAUAUGUUUGUGUUUCUGACCCAAUAGUGUUCCUUUAAUCACACCGCACAUAGCAGGAGAUUGAAGAAGAAGAAAAAAAAAAAAGCACAAUGCAAUAACGGAAGCUAAACACCUUUUGACUCUUGUUCGUGAAAUGUGUAGGAAGACUGUGUAAGUCACAGCCAGUGGAGCUUUUAGGGUUGCAAAAAAAUAAAUAAAAAUGAUUUACCUCCUAACUCCUAACUUUGGCAUGUGAAGUAUGCUAAUGUUACACUAUUUAAGGAAUUUUAAAACCAUUUUUUUUUCUUUCAGUAGUUCCAUUUGCAAAGAUGCACUAUUAUCGCUACAGCACGGCGGAGGUGAGCUGCUGUUACAAGUACCUGCUUUUUAGCUACAACAUCAUAUUCUGGGUGAGAUUCUUAACCACUUUAUAUUGGUCAUUGUAAUGUAAUAUGCACACAUUAUGUAUUCUAGAACUGUAUAUAAAAUUGUUUUGUAUGGCAAAAUAAUGGUUAAGUGGUUUAUCUUGAUAUGUCAGAUGUGAUCUGACAAGAGAUGCUUGCUUCAUCUUCCAAGUGUAGCGACUAUACUAAACAAUUAGUUGUGGCUAAAAAAACAACUUUCAAAAUUAAAGCCAACAUCAGGUGAAAAAUUAAAAAAAACUUUUCAGCUCAGCUGAGCUUGAAAUUGAUUUUCAAGUCUCCAGAACUUUCUAAAGUGAACAUAUCAGAUCUGUCUCAGUCAUGUUUCAUUGUUUGUAUUCUCUUACCUAGUUAUUUUAUUGUUUUUUAUUCGAUUUUGCAUCUAGCAGUUUACCAACUGAUCCUUUAUUAUUUUUUUUUGUAAUGUGUAUUUUAUUGGAGUUUGACAUCUCACCAAAAUUACAUCGGAAUCGUAGUAUAUAGAAAAGAACAUAUCAACAUGUUUGCAGGUUUUCUGUUAGUCACUGUGGCAUCACCUGUGUGGAACUUAAAGGACCACUAUAGGCACCCAGACCACUUCAGCUUAAAGGACCAUUAUAGGCACCCAGACCACUUCAGCUUAAUGAAGUGGUCUGGGUGCCAGGUCCAGCUAGGUUUAACCCUUUUUUUCUAUAAACAUAGCAGUUUCAGAGAAACUACUAUGUUUACAUAUGGGUUAAUCCAGCCUCUAGUGGCUGUCUCAUUGACAGCCGCUAGAGGGCCUCUGCGCUUCUCACUGUGAUUUUCACAGUGAGAAGACGCCAGCGUCCAUAGGGAAGCAUUGUGAAUGCUUUCCUAUGGACUGACUGAAUGCACGCGCGGUUCCUGCCGCGCAUGCGCAUUCAGCCGAAGAGGAGGAUGAGAGCUCCCCGCCUGGCGCUGGAGAAAGAGGUAAGUUUAACCCCUUCCUCCCCCCAGAGCCCGGCGGGAGUGGGACCCUGAGGGUGGGGGCACCCUCAUGGCACUAUAGUGCCAGGAAAACAAGUGUGUUUUCCUGGCACUAUAGUGGUCCUUUAACUUUUGUCAUAAUCCUCAACUGGUGGUUUAAGGAUAUGUAGGCCUCACUAAACCACAGUAAACAUUCUAUCUACAUAUUGCGCAAACAGCAUUAUGUGUCUAUUGAUGUAUCCGCGUGUUGUAGGCUUAUGGGGUUACAUUUAGUUUGGGGUGUUAGAUAUCUGGCUACUUUUGGCGGCUGGGGGAGGGGGAGGGGAGUUAGUAGUAGAGUGUGAGUGCUGGUGAGUGUGGUAGGUGUUUAUGUGAUCACGAGGGUUAUCAGGUAGGAUUAUUUUUUGGCAUUGCCGCUGUAAAUCAGCUUUUGGGGGUCUGCUUAGCCCUUGCUUCCCUGCAGCUAGUCUGAGUAGUGUCUCUGGUGGGAAGGUUUAGUUGCUGGAGGAACAGAGCUCAAUCAUCCUCCGAGGCUAGGGCGAGUGACUGGUCUCCCUUCAGAAACUGUUAUGAGCCGUCAGUUCCCCAUCUGUAGUGGAUCGCUGCCUCUCGGAGCUGUUUCGCUAUCGGUGCAAGUAGUCUCCGCCUCAUCAUUGCUGCAAAAGGGAUGUCCCCAUAGAUUGCCACUGUAUGCCCCUCAAAUUGUAUAUUAUUGAGUCUCUAGUCACGUCUAGUCUAGUGAGGCGGCCGCUGCUUUCCGAAUUCGGAAUGCGGUAAGCAGUAUGCCUGGAUCCUUGCCGCCUUUUUUGGCCAUCAGUCUCUGUACAUAUGGCAGUAGGUCAUCCCCACCAACGGUUUCCAGAUGCCUCGAAGGCAGACAUUCUGCUUCCUGUGUCUCGCUUCCAGUGCCGUGACGGUUCUGGUUAGACUUUGGACUUGUUGUGUGAGGUCUUGUAUUUGGUCUUGGGUUACUUGCAGAGUGUGGUCCCAGGCAUCUUCUCUACCUUCGACCGCAGUUAUUAGUGUCUGGAGGGCCCCCAUCUCCUUCCGAGUGUCUUUGAUGUCUGCUUUCCAGACCUCCCUCAUCUCCUGCAGUAAUUUCCUGAUGUCUCUUUGUUACCGGAGAUGAGUCUUCCUCUGACUCCGAAUCCCGAUACGAGGUGAGGCUCCCUCCAUCAUCCUGAGAGUCCUCUGAGGCCGCCUCCUCGCUGCGCGCCUGCGGUACCAUUUUGUUUGGAGCCUGCAGUGUAGGCCUCUUGAAUGUACAGAGUGGAAUAUUAUCAUAUGGGUAGUCAUGCGGAUCAGAGCUUGUAAUCCUAGCCAAAGAGGCUUAAUGUCUUGGCAUUCCCAGAAGACAUGUAAUAGUGUACCCUGGGCGUUCUCGCACCUCCAGCAGAGAGGGGAGACUGUGUCGUACAUCUUGGCCAGUCUUUGAGGCACCAUGUACCAUCGCAUCGUGAUUUUGCUGAAGGACUCCCACAUGGAAAGGCUGCUAGAUGCUCUUUUAGUGAUGGAUAUGGCCUUGUGUCAUUGUUGUAGCGUGAGUUCCUUCCCAAUAUCCCUUUCCCACUGUGCCAUGUACGGGAGUUUGUAUGGGGUAGCAUCUUCCCAAAGAGCAGUGUAAUGUAGUUGUUCUGGUGAGUAUAAACAUUGCCUUCAGGCAUUUUCAUGCAAAAAAUGGGCACCUCCAAGUGGGCACAGGGAGAGGGGUUUGAUAGUGCGGGAGGUCAUCAGGUACUGUGGGUUGUGAGCUUUAGGACUUUGUGUAGCCCUUGCGCCCUGAUCUUCGGUUUGUAAGAUGGGGGGGGGGGGCUGCAGCAGUGCUCUUGUGCAUUUCAAGAUCGGCCUGUUAAUGGGAAUUGGGGCGCCCACCCAUAGAGCCUGUGUUAGCUGUGUCGAGUAUGUACAGGCAUCUUCAAAGGAUAGCCAGAUAGGGGUGGGUGCUUCCGUAGAAGCCCUGAGUAGUCUCACUCCCUGAGCCAGCAAGGAAGCCCAGUAGUAGAGCCGGACGUCCGGCAGGCCUAAGCCCCCCAGUUUGUAAUGGAGGCCCAGGGUUUUAUUCAUUAUUAGAGGGGGUUUCCAUUUCCACACAUGAGCGUUUGUUACUGAUUGGAGUCUUUUAACGAGGCGGGACGGUAGUUCUAUAGAAAUGGUUCUAAAAAGGUAAUAUAUGCGGAAGAAUCAUCAUUUUAAUAGAGUUAAUGCGUCCUAGCCAGGAGACCUCUAGUUCUUCCCAUGAUGACAUUUGGGUUUUGAGUUUUUGGAUCAGAGGGAUGUGAUUCUCUUCUGUCAGUGUGUGCACGGAUUUGGUGAUUUUUUUUUUUCAUCCCAAAGUAGGAGAGUGACUUCUUCCUCCAAUUGAAUACGUAGGUGCUUUCAAGUUGUGUUGUGAGUGUGUGCGGUAAAAGAACAGGGAGAGCUUGUGUUUUUACGGUGUUGUUUUUGUAGAAGCUUACUUCGCUGUAUUUAGCUAGGAGAUCGUGGAAUGGAGUGCACCGGGUUUGUUAUGUAUAGGAGAAUAUCAUUGACGAACAGUGCCAGCUUUUGUUAGCCCUUUGGUGUGGAAAUGCCUUGAAUGGCUGAUGUGUCGUAUCAGGGUUGAUAGAAAACCUGUGCUGAAAACUUUUGCUGAAGGGUCCUGAUAUAGGGCCAGGAUGCUGGUUAUGAACACUGGGGGGAUUUCCCAUUUUGGCAAGCAUUAGUUGCAUGUACCGUCAAUUUAGGCGGUCAAACGCUUUUUCAGCAUCCAGCGCUAGCAGAACUACCCCCUGGCGUGUGGAGUGGGCCCAUUCUAUGAGGUUAAUAAAGUGUCUAGUGUUGUCGCCUACAUGUUUACCCAGGACGAAUCCCUCCUGUUCUUCAGAGAUUAGGGUGGGGAAGAGUGGUUUGAGCCUGUUAGCCAGCAGUUUGGCAUACAACUUGAUGUCAGCGUUGAGUAGGGAAAUAGUUCUCAGGUUGGCGCAGACCGUCGAGGUUUGUUUGGUUUGGGAAUGCUUCCAGCAUUUCUUUAGGCAUUUUUCCGGUUUGUUUAAUGUGAUUGAAGAGUUUGGUGAUAUGUGGAGUUAGUGUGGAUCUGAAUCUGUGAUAGUAAUAGUUGGAUAGCCUGUCCGGGCCAGACGAUUUGUGCUUAGGCAUAGUAGCAAACGUGUCAGCCACCUCCUCGCAUGUGAAAGGGGCCUCUAGAGUCGCUUGUUGUUCCGUUGUAAUGAGUGGGAUGCGGGUGUGGUUCAGGAAGAGAGUAAUUUCCUCGUCCGAGGGUUGGUGUGCGUGUGAGGAUCCCUGUCGAGCUGGUACAGGGAAGCAUAGUAGGAGGCUAGUUUCUCAACUAUGUGGUGUGGGUUGUGCAAUUUGUCACCUGUCGUGGAGAGAAUGUAUGGAAUUUUUGUGUGUAAAUAUUUCUGUUUGUCUCCUAGCGAGUAGCAUUCCUGCCUUAUUCCCUGCAGUGUAAUGAGUUUGUUUAAAGGGACACUAUAGUCACCUGAACAACUUCAGCUUAAUGAGGUUGUUCAGGUGAGAACUAUAGCUCCCUGCAGCCUUUCUCAUGUAAACACUGUAUUCUGAGAAAAUACAGUGUUUACAUUGAAAGCAAGGAACACCUCCAGUUGCAGUCACUCAGAAUGCCACCAGAGGGACUUCCGAGUUGAUUGAGGUAUAAAACUCCUCAAUCCACUCAGAUUUGCUGUCAGCAGAGCACAGGGCAGCACUGUGUCUCCUCCCAGUGCAUGCAGGCACUGAACUUUCCUCAUAGAGAUUCAUUGAUUCAAUUCAUCUCUAUGAGGAGAUGCUGAUUGGCCAGGGCUGUGUUUGAAUCAUGCUGGCUCUGCCCCUGAUCUGCCUCUUUGUUAGCCUCAGCCAAUCCUACGGGGAAGCACUGUGAUUGGAUCAGGCUACCACUUCUAAUGAUGUCAGCAGACUUUUUUUUUUUUUUUUUUUUAAAGCAAACAGCAUGCAGAGUUACAGCUUCUGGCUUGUAUACAGUAACAUUUUUACUAAAUUUAUGGAGGCAUGAGGGUGUUCCUGACCCUAUAGUGUUUCUUUAAGGUAUCUCAUGUGCUUUUCUGUUGUAGCAAUUUUGAGGUUGUGUAGGUCAGUCCGGACUUGUUCCAGUUGCUUAUGAGUGUGUUUGUUCGGGUCAGGGGUAAUGGGGGUGGUGCACGCUUCGUGUCGUGUGGAAAAAAAUCUGUGAGGUGGGUGUUGAUGGUAGAGUAGGUGGUGGGGCAAUCUAGGAGAGCCUCAUGGAGGCGCCAGGACACCGUGCCUCGAGCCGAGUACGGGCGUGUAGGGAAGCAAUUCCAUUAUACCAUUUAUUGUGCCUACUAAGUUAAAGGACCACUAUAGUGCCCUGAGGGUGACCCCACCCUCAGGGACCCCCUCCCGCCCGGCUCUGGAAGGGGGAAAGGGGUAAAAACGUACCUUUUUCCAGCGCUGGGCGGGGAGCUCUCCUCCUCCGAUCCUCCUCUGUUCCUCCCCGUCGGCUGAAUGCGCACGCGCGACAAGAGCUGCGCGCACAUUCAGCCAGUCGCAUAGGAAAGCAUUCACAAUGCUUUCCUAUGGACGCUGGCGUGCUCUCACUGUGAAAAUCACAGUGAGAAGCACGCAAGCGCCUCUUGCGGCUGUCAAUGAGACAGCCGCUAGAGGCUUUGGGGGAAGGCUUAACCCAUUCAUAAACAUAGCAGUUUCUCUGAAACUGCUAAGUUUAUAAAAGAAUGGGUUAAUCCUAGCUGGACCUGGCACCCAGACCACUUCAUUAAGCUGAAGUGGUCUGGGUGCCUAGAGUGGUCCUUUAAGCAUGCGGCCAUCCCAACUCAUGUGUUGCUUGCUAGGGGUGAAACCCAAUAAUCAUGAAAGUACACGGAGACCCCUUUUGAUUUUGUUGGGCAAUAUGCGUGGUAUUCUUGGGAGUAGUGCUGCCCCGGAAGUGCGCAUGUCUUGGGCUGUUAGCCUCUGUUUGUGGGGACUAUUUAGGCCUUUCACAUUAAGGGAGAAUAUAACCAUAGAGUUAGGCAUGCACAUGAGCUAGGUUAUGUGAGUGCACGCCAUAGCGGUUACAUCCCGUGGGUUUGCUUGGCGUUGUGAGUGCAGAGGAAACUUUGUGCCUGUGUGUGGGCAAUCCGGAGCCCCACUCCUUUCUGUGCGGGCCGUAGCUUCCCUGCAUGGCUGUUGGUGUAACCAAGUUGAGCAUAGGUAGACACAGUGAACCCAGAAAAACAUGAAAAAAUACAUAUAAAACAAACAAGGUAUAUACAACAUUCCCUAAUAAGAUAGGGUAUUUUGUGGUGUUCGGUCAGCUGCUAAGCCUAGUACUCGAGAGGCAUACUCAACUGGGUGGGUUGGAGUUAACCUACGUGGUUCGGCUUCGUACCCGGACCCUUUAAACAUACUUGGUAACAUGUAGCUAUCUCAGUACAGCCUUAAUUAUGCUAAAUAUGUGUGAGAAUCAACCCACCCUCAUGGUUAUGCAGUCGUGUUUUUUUUUUUUUUUUUGUGGAUUUGUGUCCUCUACCCCAUCGGCGAGCGGAGUAGUCCCCAGUCUCUGAGAAGGCGUAGGCCAUCCUCCGGCUGUUCUAUGAUGUGAUUCUUGUUGUUCCUCCAGAUGAUAAUCUUAGUGAUCUUAACCCCAACGGUAUUGUACAGCAUGGUUACGGAGGGUCUUCGUGACUGAGAUAAAUUCUCUACGUUGGCUCAUUGUGAGAGCUGAUAAAUCUGCAAAUAAUUGCACCUCUUGGUGCGGUUCUGGAAGUGUCGUGAGUUUGCGCGUUGUAGCCAGCAGCAUGUCCUUUGAUCUGUAGUAGUGGAAUCUGACCACCACAAUGCGCUGGGUAUCUGCCGUAAAGCGUUGCGGACUAGGGAGGCGGUGCGCUCUGUCCCUGAGCCAGUCCGCAGCUUCCAGUGCUGGCAGCACAGCUUGACAUAGGCCUUUAAUGUAGUCAGGCAGUGCAUCAUGCGUUAUGGUGUCAGGGAUGCCUCUGAACCUGACAUUGUUUCGCCUAGAACGAUCUUCCAUGUCUGCCUGCUUUCUUUUUAACGGUGUCUGUUCGUCUGUGAGGGCUUGCACUCUAGCCUCCAUGUCAUUAUAUGCAGAGCAAAUCUCUUCAGUGCGUACCUCUAGACGGUCCGUACUGGCCCCAGCUGACAUUUCCCGCUUAAAUUCCGCCGUCAUUUGCUGGAAGUCAGUGUGUAGAGUGGCCCUAAGUUCCUGCAGCAUCGUGUACAGCCUUUUUUCACUCACCGGGGUGUCGGUGUAACGGCUUUAGGGAGCCUCUAUUUCCUGAUGACCCUCUUAGAGAGAGGUAGGAGCCACCUCGUUGUCGCCAUCUUGGCUGGACCGGAGCCGGUCUUUUUUGGCGGAUCCGAUCAGAUCCCUAAGCUUCAGUUGCUUGGAAGGCGCCAUGAGGUUGACUGCAGCUCAGCAGAGCUCUGUUUAUCCGUUUUUGGUAGCUUUAUGCCGGCUGUCUGUGUAGCUAUUGGGUCCAUCAGGCCUGGGAGCCCUCACUUCAUCAGUCCUGCUCAGUCGGCGGGGUGUGUGUAUUAUGGGCCUAAUGAUGUCCCAGUGGUAGCAAGUAAAUUGCGAGUAGCAUACGAGACAAUAUGGAUCCUUGUGGAACUCCGCAGGCCACUCUCUCUGUGAUCUACCAGUGAUGAAAGAUUUAAACCAGUUAAGGACUGUCUCUCCUAGACCACAGAUGUGCUGCAAGCUGAGAGAUCCAAGAGGAUUAGGAUGGAGUCACUAAGUCUCUCGCCAUAAGGAGAUCAUUUAGCACUCAGACUAGCUUUGUUUCAGUGAUGUGGCGGAAUCUGAAACCUGACUGGAAAAGAUCAAAGAUAUUCAAGCUUGAUAGAUGGGCCUCCAGUUGAGUUGCCACUACUUGUUCAAUUAUUUUCCCCAGAAAUGGAAGGUUGGAUACUGGUCUGUAAGUAGCCAUGCAGUUUGGGUCUAAUAAAGGUUUCUUUAGGAGUGAUUUUACCACAGCUUCUUUUAGAGGAUCUGGGAAGUCUCCAGUUUUUAGUGAACAGUGCACUAUUUUUGUGAGGGCUGGGGCAAGUGUUUCAGUGCAUGCAGAUAUAAGCUGGAGCAGGGUUUAAGUCACAUGUAGUAGAGUGUAACUUUUGCAUGGUUCUUUUAACUCCCCUUAUAUCCACAUUUGUAAUAGUGGACCAUAAACUGGGGCGCCUGAAGAAAGUGUGUGUGUGUGUGUGUAUGUAUGUAUGUAUGUAUGGGCCCAGGGGCUAAUUGUGUGUCUAUGGAGGGGCAGUGUGUGUGUGUGUGUAUAUGGGAUGCCAGUGUGUGUGUAUGGGGGGAGUUAUUGUGUCCUGGGAGGUAUUAUCGGCAAUAUCGGUGUCUAUAUUUGCCGAUACCGAUAUUGCCGAAAAUACCGAAUAUCUGCCGAUUAUAUCGGUAAAACCGAUAAUCAGUCGAUCCCUAGUAGGAGGGCAAAUUCAUGAAUAUAUAACUUCUUUUUUUUAUUAAAAAAUAAUUAUUUUCAUAUUCACCCUCCCUGCUUACCUUUGCCUAGGAGUGGGACAGUCCUAAUCCAUGGUGGCCUGGUGGAGAAGCCCUGGCGGUCCUAGUGGUGGGAGUGAACUCUAGCCUGAUUCAGAGCGUUGCCAUGGUAACCGCUGCAACGCUCCGAGCUCGCAAGAGCUGCAGGUUAGAGUUCUCUCCCUGGUGCUCCCUCCCCUGCUGGCAGCAGCAUUACAGUGCUAUCAGGCCGGUUAGGGAGCUAUAUGAUCUUCCCUCCGGUACUGCAGAGCUGGCAGGGAAGAGUGAGGCGCAGUUCCCGGUGCUACGAUUAUAUGACCAUAGCACCAGGAAAAUAUCUUGCGUUACACCUGUGUGCCUGUCCUAGGGCACUGGGGCACACAGUUUGGCAACCGUUGGUAUAACUUAUAACUUUUAAUAUUUGAAUAACUGCUUGAUCCUUGGAGAGAAUGGACUUUCACUUUGGGGUCGAGAAGGAAUUUUUUCCUAGUUUGUUACAAAAAGGAAGGCACUUCAAACUGGAUUUUUUUGCCUUAAUUUGUAUUAAAGGACCACUAUAGACACCCAGACCACUUCAGCGCAAUGAAGUGGCCUGCGUGCCAGGUCCAUCUAGGGUUUAACCUGCAGCUGUAAAAAUAGCAGUUUCAGAGACACUAUGUUUACACUAGGGUUAAUCCAGCCUCUAAAUCCAGCCUCUAGUGGCUGUCUCACUGACAGCCGCUAGAGGCGCUUCUCACUGCGAAAAUCACAAUGAGAGGACGCUGACGUCCAUAGGGAAGGAUUGAGAAAUGCUUUCCUAUGGACUGUUUGAAUGCGCGCGCUGCUCUUGCAGUGCAUGCACAUUCGGCGCUGACGUCAGCAGAGGGAGGAGAGUUGCCUGGCGCUGGAGAAAGGUAAGUGUUUAACCCCUUUAGCCCAGCGGGAGUGGGACCCUGAGGGCGGGGGGACCUAUAGACCCUAUAGUGGUCCUUUAACAUCAAAAAUAGAUAUGAGUAAAGCGUCACUUGAAGGACCCAUGUAACUUUUCAGCUUUUGUAACUAUGGAUUUGGUCUCUGUAGGCUUAUUUUUAUUAAUUGUAAUCACAAUUUACUACAACAUGUGAUACCAACAUGCAAAAAGGUUAUUAUAUUUUAUGUUUUUGCUAUUUUGAUCUGCAUCUUAAAAGUUCUUGCCAGUUCACUAGAAUUUUUUUUUUUUCUCAUCUUGUUUUCCUGAUUGUUCAAUUUCCUGAUUCCUUGUUUUAUUUCUUCUUCCUUCUUCCAUUGUUUCCCCCUAUUUGUUUAAUGUUUCACCCAUUUAUUUAUCAUGCUGCAGGCCUGUUACUGCUCCCUCACUGUGGAGUGUGAAUGAUUGUGUUACUGUGUGCAUCACUGCUUCACACUUAACUUUGUAAAGCCGCAGGCAGUACAGGCUUGUUACACUUACUAGACUAAAAAUAUAACAAGAAGCCAAAGCAGAAUAAAAUAGCUCAUCCUUUGAAGGAGGAGAGUUGAUUUUCUUUAGAUCAGGGGUCUCAAGGGGCUGACUGCCUAAACACUUUUAUAUGUCACUGAGUGACCAAUCCUGGAUUGCUGGUCUGCAGUCACUUUAUGGGAGUGUUUAUCUGUGUGUGUGUCUGUGUGUAUGGGAGUACUGAUAGCAGUGUAGAGGCACACACCUUGCAGUACGUGCCCAUGUAAGAAGAUGACCACUUGGCCAAGUGAACUGACUUUAAAAUCCCUGCUUUAGAUUAAGUGAGAGAGAAGUCAAAUAAACUGAAAUAAGAAAUUAUAAACUAAUAAGGGUACAGGGAUGCCAUAUAUUUCACAUUCGUUGCAGCUUGAAAACUGUCAGAAAUAUAUUCAUUAUUUGCACACAAAAAAACCUGAUUGCUCAAGCUCACCAUAACAAGCACCAGCAUUAUCCAUGAAAGAAAUCACAAACCCUGGACGUUUAUCAACUAUAGAUUCAAUGAGGCUACAGGCACCCACUACCAUAUAGAGUAAUUCCCAAUUGUUCCUGAAGAUUCUGCUCUCUUUGACCCAUGUUUAUCAACACAUAUUGACUACAAAGCAGACUAAUGUUUGACUUUUGUCCUCUCAACAGUUAUCUGGUAUGGUUCUUCUGGGAAUAGGACUUUGGGCAUGGAGUGAAAAGGUAAGGACUGUGUUGAGUUUUGUCUGUUAAGUCAUGAAAUGGUAUCUUUUUCUUACAGACUAUUAAUGAGACCUCAUAAUAGUCUUACUGCAUGAAAUCAUGUAACAAUGUUUUAUUUUUAUUUUUUUGAUGCAUGACUACAAUUUUUUACAAAAUUAUUUUUUUUUUUUUGAAUCUUUCGUUUUUAUUGAAAGGAAUUUGACAAGAAAGUUUGGCUCGCAGGCCUUCAUGAGAGACAUUCGUAUAGGUCUCAUACAAAUAUAAUGUUAAACUGUUUGCACGCAAAAGAUCAAACUUUAAAACAGUGCUUGUUGACCCUACGAUUUGUUGUUAAACAUUAAUAUUUCAUAAAAACCGACCACAAAAGCGUACUCAUAUCUGCCUCACUGUGGGAAAACGUUCUCAGAAGCGACACAAUACCAUGGACUCGGGUUCGCAAGAUAUUUGAGAUCUAACAAAAAAACCCUACCUCAGUGAGAGAAAACCCUUGUUGAGCCCGUAUUGGUUGCGCAGUAAUUAAAGGGGGGUAACCCCAGAUUAAUAUCAGAAGAAAGAAAAUCGUAACAAGCCUUCCGAAAAGGCCUAAAACCGAUACAAUUACUCACAGAAUUUGAAUAUUACCAAUUGAACAAUAUUCGGGAUAAAUGUUAAGAAGAAAUGUUUAUUCGUUAACAUGGUACUGCCUUAUUAGAUCCCACAUAGGGGGAAAACACUCACUGAAGUAAAAAAAUCAUUAAAAUUGGUUAAAUACAAAGAAUUUUUAUAGAUUAGGAAGAUACUAUCUAGGCCAGUGGUAGUCAACCCUUUUCUACCUACCGCCCACAAAUGCAUCUUUUUGGUUGAAAAAAUGUGUUCUGCAAAUUGAUAAUAGACUAAGUACCAGAGAGAAUACUAGAAAUAAGACCAGAUGUAUGACUAUGUCUUUAACAUAGUCAUCCCUCUGUUCCUGACCUUCAUAUACAGUCCGAACCUGAACCCAUCCAAUUGGGGGUCACUAGACUGUCAGAGGCCGAGAAACAAUAUAGGAGAAACGAAGGUCUAUAUUUAUACUGCGGUAGUAAUGGACAUAUGAGAGACAAUUGUCCCAUUCGUCCAAAGAAACUACCGCGCCUAAGCUGCCUUAAGGAGACAGGUCUUGGGUAUAAUGGAGACGUCCUCUGAAAAAAAUAAAUAUAGACUUCUCAUUGAUAUUUCGAUUUAUUCUUGACCAAAAUAACUUUUCAUGCACAGCACUGAUGGACUCAGGGGCUGCUGGAAAUUUCAUUGAUGUCCAAUUUGUCAAGGAUAAUACUAUACCUAUCAAGGAGAGACUAUCACCCCUAGCUGUUGAAGCUAUUGAUGGGAGACCGCUCUCACAACCAUUGAUAACACAUGAAACCUUACCCAUUAAUAUUUCCAUUGGUGCCUUACAUAAGGAAGAGAUUACAUUUCAGGUGAUUGCAUCUCCUUCUUGUCCUAUCAUAUUAGGAUUCCCAUGGCUUAGCAAGCAUAAACCCUCGCAUUGACUGGGCUAAUGGGGGAAAUAUUAGAAUGGGGUAAGGAGUGUAAUGAAAGGUGUAUAUUGCAUGUCACCAAACGAGUGGGCACUAUUGAAUUACCCACCAGUACACAUCAAAAUCCAGAGAUCCCUAUACAAUACCAAGACAUUAAAGAAGUAUUCAGCAAGACUCAGUCUAAUCCUCUACCUCCUCAUAGACCAUAUGACUGUUCCAUUAACUUACUACCAGGUGCUAUGCCACCUAAGGGAGCAGUCUAUGCUCUGUCACCUCAGGAGAGUAGUGUAAUGGAGGAAUAUAUUAAGGAUUCAAUGAAUAAAGGCCAUAUACGAAAAUCAUCCUUGCCUGCUGGUGCAGGAUUCUUUUUUGUAUCUAAAAAGGAUGGUGAGUUGUGCCCAUGUAUCGAUUACAGGGCAUUGAACAAAUUCACCAUUAAGAAUGCCUACUCAAUUCCUCUUAUUGCUGAAUUAUUUGACAGACUCCAGGGUGCUAAAGUGUUUACUAAGCUUGACCUUAGAAGCGCUUACAAUUUAGUGAGAAUCAAGGAAAACCACGAGUGGAAGACUGCAUUUAAUACCAGAAGUGGACACUAUGAAUAUCUAGUGAUGCCAUUUGGGUUGUGCAACGCUCCAGCGGUUUUCCAAGAUUUCAUUAGCGAUGUACUCAGGGAUCACAUUUACUCGUUUGUCUUGGUCUAUCUGGAUGAUCCUUGGAGAGGAUCCUUAUUUAUUCUUCUGACAUUCAGUCUCACCACGAUCACAUUAAACAAGUUAUGCAAACUUUGUUCAAAAGCAAGAUAGCUGUAAGUCAAUCUCGUGGGACUAGGUAAGUAAUAAAGAAAGUAAGUAAAGAAAUAAUAAAUUAAAAAAUCAAAUAAAUAAAUGAAGAGUAUAGCUGGUAAGGUCAAGUUGGGACAUACAUAGAGUAUCAUGCUGGUCUAUCAAAUAUGGGACGACAUGCUUUAAGAUUAACUUAACCUUACCAGCUAUACUCUUCAUUUAUUUAUUUGAUUUUAUUUAUUAUUUCUUUACUUUCUUUAUUACUUACCUAGUCCCACGAGAUGGACUUACAGCUAUCUUGCUAAGACGACUAGAUAUUCACAAGAGAAAGGGAGGAGGGUAUUAGAUUUUGUUAAGGGGUGCCCUUGAAGGCACAACAGAGUAGGGAAUUUUACUAUCUGCAGCUUACUGUUUUGUUUCCUAUCUGAUAAACGAUACAAUUCUCCCCCUGUACAAACAAGAUACAAUUGCAACAUUGACAUCUUGUUACAUUUUUGUAACAUACAAUUCUGUAUGGUGCGAUCAUUUAAUCAUUUCCAACUUGUAUAUAAUUGUUCUCCUUUUUUCUUCUUUCUUUUGUCUGAGGUGUGUGUGUCAUAUGAGUAACCUGACCUCUUUUCCCUAGAAGGUCACUCAGUUUGUAAUAUACUAGAGCAAGAAACGUCCCAUAUCAUUCCCCCGGAAUGUAUUCUUGCGUCCACUGUCCUUUCAUUGUCCUCUCCACUGCUUGGCUCCAUCAUGGAGGCUCAGUCUCAGGCGCCCUGCAUUAAACCUCAGGACAAAUUGUUUGUUCCAUUGGGGGAAAGGGUUAAUAUCAUGAAGGUGUUUCACAACAAUGUGUCUGCUGGUCACCAUGUAUUAAUAAAUACAUUUCUGCUAUCAUGCGGUCUUUCUGGUGGGAUUCCCUCAGGAAGGAUGUUAAGGAGUAUGUGCAGGCUUGUUCUGUUUGUGCGGUUUCCAAAGUAACUCAUAAACUCACUUGUGGUUUGUUGCAACCUCUUCCUAUUCCUGAGGUCCCAUGGUCCCACUUGUCCAUGGACUUCAUUGUUGAACUUCCUAGUUCUAAUGGUUAUACCACUAUUCUCAUGAUUGUGGACCGUUUUUCUAAAAUGGCUCAUUUUAUUCCACUCAAGAAAUUGCCAUCAUCUCAGGACCUGGUACUAAUCUUCAUACGAGAAAUUGUCCGUCUGCAUGGCAUUCCUCACAAUAUAGUAUCUGCUAGAGGUUCUCAGUUUGUGUCCCGGUUUUGGAGGGCCUUCAAUAAACAAUUAGGGAUUGAAUGGUCUUUUUCAUCUUCUUACCACCCCCAGACCAAUGGUACAGCUGAGAGAGCUAACCAGUCCUUGGAAUUAUAUUUGCGUUGUUUCAUUAUUAGCACUUAAGACAAUUGGUCCGAAUUACUACCAUGGGCCGAGUUUGCUAGGAACAAUGCUGACCAUGACUCCUCUGGGCAUAGUCCAUUUUUUGUUAAUAAUGGUCGGCAUCCUACUGUCCUACCGGCUGUUUUUUCUGAUACGGCUAUUCCUCCUUUGGAUGAUCGUCUGGCUUCCAUCCGUGAUACCUGGGUUAAAGUUCAAUCUGCUCUGGGUACUGCUGCUGACCGUUUCUUCUUUUGUCCCCGCCCCCACCCCACCCCUUCAGUCUUUCCACUAACCCCUAUUCAGCAUACCUUGGAUGCUUUUUCACACUGUAUGUGUGAGGAGAGAACAGGGAUGUGAUGUCACUUCCAAUUUUCAUCCCUCUUCCCGACAUACACAGUGCCGUGGAGGAUAACAAAGACUGUCCGCAGCGGUCCGCCAUGACGGCUGCCCUAGAGGCCACUCUUACCCUCGCACCACAGGAAUAAUUCUAGUGGGCGACUCAGAUUUAUUUUGUGCCAGUUAAAUCGAUCAGCACCAGAUUUAAAUUUAAACAAUGAUGGCAGACAUGCUUAUUUUAACAUAACAACAUUACAUGCUCCAUCCACUUCAUUUUAAAUUUAUUUUAACGAUUUAGCAAAUGACAUCAUAAUCCAGUUCAGACAAGGCGAACAUUAAAACAUUGCAAAUGAAGAGGAUAAAUAGAAACAUUGUUUAAAGGACCACUAUAGGGUGCCAGCUCCAGCUAGGGUUAACCCUUUUUUCUAUAAACAUAGCAGUUUCAGAGUAACUGCUAUGUUUAUGUUAGGGUUAAUCCAGCCUCUAGUGGCUGUCUCUUGACAGCCGCUAGAGGCGCUUGCGUGCUUCUCACUGUGAUUUUCACAGUGAGAAGACGCCAGCGUCCAUAGGAAAGCAUUACAAAUGCUUUCCUAUGAGACUGGCUGAAUGCGCGCGCAGUUCUUGCCGCGCAUGCGCAUUCAGCCAAAGAGGAGGAGGAGGAGAGCUCCCCGCCCGGCACUGGAGAAAGAGGUAAGUUUAACCCCUUCCUCUCCAUCCAGCCCGAGUGUGUUUUCCUGGCACUAUAGUGGUCCUUUAAUUUUUAAUUCUCUUCUUUGUAUGCUUUCUCUAUGCUGACUAACAGGUAUGCAGGACAAGGCUUAUAACAGGGAACCAAGAAGGCAUGCACACUUUAUCAAGUUAAAAAGCUGUUGAUUUUUACAUUUUAAUUUUUCACACCUCAUAAAUUCAUUGCUGUUUAGUAAAGGGGUCAGUAAGUAUAAUAUUAAAAAUCAUGUGAAGUGACAUUUCACGUUUUAAUGGUAUAGGGGUGGAGGGGGACACACAAAGAAGCAAAUCGCAAUAUAGAAGAUAGGUAGGCUUGUGUUUUCUGCAAUCUUGAAAAUGCUUUGAAAAUUGAAUAUCAGAUAUAACUUUCAAAAUAUCCUCAAUACAUUGAAAGACCUUUUUGUAAGACUAUAGUAAAGAAGCUGUCUUGCAUUUCUGACUGUUAGAAAUAGAGCUUAAUUUUCAGCUUAUUUUUUGUGCUGUAUGUUAUUUUACUUUUUCAAAUUUUUUUCUUCUUAGGGGACAUUGUCGGAUAUUACUAAAGUGACACGGCUUCAUGGGUUUGACCCAGUGUGGCUGGUUCUCGUGGUUGGUGUCGUCAUGUUCACGUUAGGUUUUGCUGGAUGUGUCGGUGCACUUAGAGAAAAUAUCUGCCUCCUGAAAUUCGUGAGUAAAUUAUACCUAUUGUAUUUAGAGUUAUCCAGACUAUCAUGUUUCAGUAUUAAAGAUUAACAAACAUUCAUUGUACGGCAUGCACUUAUCAGAAGUGCAAAGAUAUUCUGCAGUGUUAUACAAUUUACAGGGCUAGACUAAGACAUAAUAGAUCUAAUUAGACAGGACUGCCAGAUGGGUGUGGGACACAAUGAAUGCUUGCUGCUAGAGAAUGCUGUAAUCAUUCCAGACCUCAUGUGGCAUUAUAAUGGAAUCAUUUAGACCGUGAUGGGGCUAGGUCCUUGCUUAUAGUUUGUUGGGAUAUUGCUAGGUCAGGGCUAAACCAUAUUUACCCCGAUGCUGCUGCAAAAUAAAGGAGAGGUAGCUGAAAGUUUUCAAAUAAAAAAGGCAAAUAUUUUAGACCUUUUUGUUUUUUUGUAAAUCUUUAUUUAGAGAUGGCAAGUACAAUGAAAAUUGUAGCAUACACAGUCGUACAACGCUGAUUUUAGGCGGUGUUAAUAGCACCAGAAUAACCAUAAAGUGAUAAAGCAAAACUCAUGAGUACAAGCAGAACAAGUAUGAAAAACAACGAGCAUGAAUAUCAACAAGAUUGGCCAAUUAAAAAGGGAACAAUAAAGCCUUGGGAUAAUGAGGCAUAGGCUUUGCUCUUGACUUGUAGUCAGAACUUUUUUGGUGUUAAUAGUUUUUGUGUAGCUGCUUUGUCCAAAAGGAACUGUCAAUCCCUUAAUGAUGGAGCUCAGGCACCUCCAUUGAAGUAGACCGAAGGAGACUUUACAGAGGAUAACACAAGACACUCCUAGGAAUAAUUUUGUAUAGGGCGGUGCAUAGGGAACAAAAGUAGCAGCACUGAGGGGACAGAUCACUUAUAAGUGUAACAGUUAACCUAUGGCAAAAAAGUCAAAUGUUAACACAAAAUGUACAGUGAAAACACAGCAAGUAUUAACUUCCCUAAGCAGGCUGCUCUCCUUAAGACGUUUCUUGCCACGUCAUCUUUCCAGACUUGUAGGCACUUGGUAGAUAGGGAAUAUCAAAUUCAGUGUCUGGAAAUACUGUAGCCUGGAUCAGAUUGCAAUUUCGCCUCGCCGCAGACCUCUCUGCAGUUGCAAUGAUGGAAGUGCCAUGUGGUGUAAGAUUGAAGAAGACAUGUAUAUAGUAUGAUUCUGUAAAUAAAAUGCAUUCAAUUGGAAUAGAAUAAAAUGUAUGUUUCUAAAAGCACUUACGUGCAAAUGCUGCACAUAUAACUGGGCGUGAAUGCUUGUUUCGUCCGUUAUCAGUAAUCUCUUCAAAAUAUAUAGUGUCUUGAUUGAGUCAGAUUUAUCCAGUUUUAGUCUGUAAAAGUAUGAUGAUUUUUAGAAUGGUGAUUGAAAGGAUGCACUCCAUUGGUUUACAUAGCAGUCAUGUGACGGAAAGGAUGCUUUCCGUUUUGGUUACUACUUAAAACGCAAACUAGGAAUGACUAUUGGUUAAUAUAACAUUUAACCUAACCUAUUAAAUUGUAAGAGCCCUGAACACAUGUGGACUUGACAUGUUGAGUAUUUUGAGACCAAGAAAGUUUGUAUGUUGGUUAACAUGUUCUGUAAGGCAGGUUUUAAGCAUGUUCGGUUUUUUGGGGGGAUGGGGGGGGGGCGGUCCAGUUUUUUCUCUCCCUUGGCAGGAAAAGUGAUGUAUACUGUUUCCAUAUACAUGGAUUAAACAAUAUUUCAUUUUCUUUAACCUUUUCUCAGUUUUGUGGUGCAAUUGUCAUGAUCUUUUUCAUGGAACUAGCAGUAGCAGUCUUGGCAUUCCUCUUCCAAGACUGGGUGAGAGAUAAGGCCAAGGAAUUUUUUGAAAAUAACAUCAAAUCGUACCGGGAUGAUAUUGACCUGCAGAACCUCGUAGACUCCCUGCAGAAAGCGGUAAACUCCUUUUUUUGAUUUGUUUUGUUUUUAUAUGUGUGCAUCUGUUUAACCUUGUAAUAUCCAGGAUAAUUGAAAUAUGCCCCAACUAUAUAAACUAUGACUUAUAUAAGUGCUUAUGCUUGUCUCGCAGAAUCAUUGCUGUGGUGCUCAGGGCCCCAAUGACUGGGAUCUCAACCAAUACUUUAAUUGCACUGCUGACAAUCCUAGCCGGGAGAGGUGUGGAGUUCCAUUUUCCUGCUGUAUUGCUGACCCAGCUGUGAGUACGAUCUUUGUAUUUCGAUUUUGAUUCUCGAAAAAGAGGUGAAAAGGUUUGCCUAGAAACUUCUGAUGUGAGUUUUACUUUUCUGAAAAGUCCGUUUACUUUUUGGCUGCCGUCUCUGAUCCUCAGUAAGGCCACCGGCUAUCACAGUCUUGGAGUGUUAUCCUUCAGCACACAAGGUUAUUUACAGCAAAUGGAAAACAAAUGCACACACAAAGUUAAAGUACAUCUUUUUCAAAGGAUGAAACCUGCAUUAAACUGGGUUUAUAUAGAUGGUUUUAAAAGAAAAACAACAUUUCUGAAAGAGGUUCCUGAAGGCACUGAGUAAUCUGCUAUGAGUGUUGGAAACUAUAGUCCAUAAGAGGGCAUGGGAAAAUACAUGCAACGAAGUAAGAUGUUAGACGCAUAUAGAGUCCUAUAAAAUACCAGCAUUCAGAUGUAUUUCAAAGUCUCCUUUUUAAAAUAUAAGCACAAAACCUUUUGUUUAAUUAUACUAUAUUUUAGUAACACAUUAGUAUUGGAUAUUUUUGUGUGUGAAAAUAAUUCCUUAUUUCCUUUUACAGCAAACUGUUGUAAACACACAAUGUGGAUACGAUGCACGUAAGAAGGUAAUUUUUUUUUUUUCAUUUUAGUUUUUUUCAAUAUUUAAGAGCCUUGUUCUGAUAUAAAACUAAUAUACAUAUUUUUUUUUAAAUACAUUCUGUUCUCAUAGCAUGAUCUCUCUGAUCAAUGACAAGAUGGCACUAAUCAUUACAGAGGCAUUUCACACUAAAACUACUAGAGCUUUUUGUAAUUGUUAUAUUAUUAUAAAUCUGUGAGUGCCUUUUACCCUUUUGAUGUGGUUCAUAAAAAAAAAAAAAAGUCUCUAUAUCACACCUAUAGCCCAACCCCUCUACAGCUGCAUCGAAUAUGUGAAAUUUACACAACUGCAUUAUCAAUUGUGAAUCCACCCAGCCUUGGAUCUCAAUAAUAGACUGAGAGGUCUAGGCACAUCCUCAUCAAUUGCUUUCAGUCCAUCAUUAUCAUACAUGGGUGGGAGCUAGAAUGAAGUGAUAUGAGUGCAUAUAGUUGGCAAACACAUGGACUGACCAGCAUGUUUGUCAUCCGAAAUUAGUCAUUAGACAUUAUGAAUAGUACUUCAUAUCCUUCUGUUCCUAUUUAUAUGGAUGUGUAAACAUCCUGUCACCUUUAUAUCUUUUUUAUUAUUGUUAUUUUAUUAUUUAUAUAGCGCCAUCAGAUUCCAUAGCGCUGUACAUUUACCUUUCUGCUUUUAUCUUUGUGCUUUGAUUUUCCUAUUAUUCAUUUUGUGCUACGUUGGAGCUUUUUCCUAACACAUUUGCUUUUGUGGGUUUUUUUUUAAAAAUACUUAUUUUUGUGUUGAUAUGUUCUCAUUUAUCUUAUCUCCUCAAUUCCUCAUAUGCAUUUUCUUCCCCACCUGUAGUUUCUUUCCUUGUUUUACCAUCCUAACAUUAAUUCAUUAAUUCCCCUGCAUCCUUGUGUGUACACGGUCUCUCUGGUCUCCCUGCCAUCAGUGUUAUUUAUCUAAAAAAACAAAGUAGGAAGCAAUGAUGACCGUAAAUAAAUGAUGGGUAGUUGCCUUUCCUCAGGACCGGUACAAUAUACAAUAGAUUAACCAAAUAUAGCCAAUAUAGCUCAGGCACUCCCUCCCCAUACAUGCAUCUCCCAACCUCUGUAUGUAAAGAAACACUAUAUGUAAUGUCCCCUGCUAGGACCUGAAUAUGAUGUUUUUGCAAGUAUUUAUCCAAUUGCUGUUUAAACAUCUGUGUAGACUCUUAUAAAAUCACCUCUUCAGGCAAUGAAUUCCACAUCUUUAUAGUUCUUACUGUAAAGAACAUUUUCUUUUGCUAUCUUAUUAAAUAAGUCACUUUAGGUGUCUCAUCCAGAAGAAAGGGGAAAAAAAAAACCUAUAAAAUCUCAAGCAUUUCCUUUCCAUUUUACUGUGAAACAAGUUAUCGCAAAAGAGUGAAAAAUUCCUGACAAUAAACCACUAUUGUCUAAAACAGUCAUGUCCAAAGUCCGGCCAGUGUUCCGGUUUAAUACGACCCCACAGUUAAUUUGGUAAAUCUAUCUGUUGUGGCCCCCAGUGAAUCCUGGAGCGCCGCUCAGGACCCCUGGUAUCUCUGGAUCUUUGAACGCAGCGGUCAGGGAUUCACUGGGGGCCAAGAGAUCGCGAGAACACAGGCGGACGUGCAGUGGACAGAAUAAAGAGAUGAAAUGAAAAGUAUGCCGUUUGCAAUAUACUUUGCAUAAAAUAGUUAAUUUGCAUUUAAUUUUAACCCCUUAAGGACACAACUUCUGGAAUAAAAGGGAAUCGUGAUGGAAUAUUUCCGUCGUGUCCUUAAGAGGUUAAUGGUUCAAAGAAUGUCAGGCAAAAUGGUUGGCCCUCACGUAUGUUCACUUCAUCAAAUGUGGCCCUCUUUGAAAAAAAGUUUGGAUACCCCUGGUCUAAAAGAUUUAGAUGUGUAUUUCAACUAUCUGAAAAGGGACAAAAAUUGUCAAAAUUCCUUAAGUCAUUGUGGCUUUAGCUCAAGUUUAUUAUAAACCCACUAAUCCAACAAGGGAUUCUGUUAACCUAAAAGAUCCCAUGGCUAAAUGAAUUAAAACAUCGCUCUCCAGGUCUUAUUUCAUUGCAGCCUCAAGAGCAAAGCUUUUAUUGCUGCUUAAUCUGUGACUAGAGUUUGGUUACCAGAAUUAUAGGAUUCCUUUAAAAAGGAGUCUAAUGCUGAUCCAGUUAAAUUGAUUUAAAAAAAAAAAAAAAUUGUUAAGCUAAUGAUUUUAAUUUGCGAUGCCUUGUUGGAAGGUUAGCCUCAAUGUCUCUGGCGUGAUCAACUGUACCUCGCCUAGUAGUAUAGCUAAAAUCAUGAUCAGCAGAUUUGGCUUCUAGGGAUUCUCUCUGUAACUUUCCAUUUUGAAGAUCCACUAUUAUUCGGCAAAGCUUUGGAAAACCUUAUCAAACAGACAGAUUGCUGGAGGUAAGAAGACUCUCCCAGAAUAAAAGGGAAAUGGAAAAAUACCUUGUUUAUUCAUAGGUGACAGCUACAAGUCUUCUUUUUUUUGUUCAGCCUCGAUUUAGAUCGUACCAGCAGGAUUAUGGAGACAGAGGAACCAGAGACAAGCAGACCUGGUGUUGAGAAAAAAAAAAUUCUGACCCCGGCACAUCUGUUAGGGGCAACCACAAACAUCUUUCUAUAAGACUGGAUAAGAUCUUUCUCAGAUUCAUGGGUCAAGAAAACAAUUUCAAGAGUAUAGAGUUUUUAGACAUCUCUCUUACAAGAAUAUAUAUUUUUUUUCUAGAUGUAAAUGCAGACUUCCUUGAAGCAAAGCUUUACAAAGCAACUAUGAAACUCCUGUCAAAACUAGUCAUAGAUCCAGUUCCAGAAAGAGACUGGUGGUCAGAAACAUAAUGCAGGCUUUUUUGGUAAAAUAAAUUUGAAAAAAAAAAAGGCUCAGCAAGACCCAUCUUAUAUUUAAAAUUGGCAAUUGGUUAAUAAAGGCCUCUUCAGCAGAAGAACAAAAAAAUCUUCUGAAAAAGUAUAUUACCAUUCUAGAAAAACAUCUCAAUUAGGAAAAAAAAAAUCUCUAUCUUCCACAAAGAACAUCCAAUAGUUUAGGUCUUCUAACAGACACCGAUUGCUUGAAGUUAUUUCUUAGAAAGAAGAAUGAAGCUCCAGUAUGCAGUAUCUUUCCUUUUUAAAAAAAUUCUAGGAUUUCUAUUUUUAUGGCUAUGAAGAUCCAGGGAUACAUGACCGUAAUAAUUCUGUGGUUAAAUGGACAAAAACUAACUUAAAGGGACUCUCCAGUGCCCGUAAAAAAAGUUUUUCUGGCACUAGAGAAUCCUGGAGUGCCCCCAUCCCAUGUCACUGAAGGGGUUAAAAUCCCGUCAGCUACUUAACUGAAUCCAGCACUCCACCCACGCUCAGGGGAGACCUAAUGCACAUAAGCAGCAAUGGCCAUACGUGCGCAUUAGACCUCCUCAUAGGAAAGCAUUUUUUUUUUCUAUGGGGAGAAUUUGAUGCUGGAGGUCCAUGAGGAUGUCCAGUGUCAUAACUCCGACUAAACCUUGGUUUGGAUUCAAGAAGCCCUCUAGUCGCUGUCUGUUAGACAGCCACAGAGGACAGACUUAGAGCUGCAAUGUAAACAUAGCAGUUCACUGGAACUGAUUUGUUUUACAUUGCAGCAUUAAGUGCAAAAGGGUCACAACUUCAAGCAAGGUGUUGAAGAUGUUUGAAUUCACCGCAUGGAUUCUAAAUUAGAUAUACUGGCUGCAAAAUGCAUAGAUAAAUAUUUUUUUCCAUUUUACUACAGUCUGAAAAAUCUUCUACUAGAAGGAUUCAUCAAAGAAUUUAGAAGGUGUUUUCUGUAUGGUGCAAGUCAUACAAAGUUAACCUUCUCUCUGCACCUAUUCCUUCUAUUCUACAGUUCUUAAAUUCCGGCUUCACGAAAGGUCUCUAUCUAAAUUCCAUAAGUACAGAUAUCUGCCAUUAGUGCAUUAUCAGCACACAGUAGUGCUGAUAAUCUUUUUAAUAAUAAAAGAAAAUAAAUUUGUAAAUUCGAGGCACCAUCAUGGAAAUGUCCCAAUAAAAUAUUCCAUUCAAUUAAGUUUGUUCUCCUAUUACUUUUGUAUUUUUGACCUAGUGUUCCUUCAGUUAAGAACCUUAAUUAAGAAAUAGUACUUCCAUCAUAUGUACCAAUCUAAGAAAUCAUCUUGAUAAAAUACAAUUGCUUUGAAAUAUCCUGGUGCUUAAAAAAAUACAUUCAAUGAUUAAUGUCCUUUCUGUCAUCAGAACAUUUGUUUUUCUGUUUUCAAAGUCAAAAUAAAAGGAAGGAAGACUGCUUCCAGAUCUUGAUUUGGCAGGAGGGUAAAAAGCAAAAUUAGUAGUUUGUCUCAUGAAUUACCCAUGUUCCCUUGCUACACAGCCAGCAUCUCAGGGCUGCGGCCAUCUGUCCACCAGGUGCAGGCUGCAACUUCUGACCCUAAUCAUGUAUCCCAUGCAACACAAGACGCGAGGAAGAUUUGCAUGUUCGGAACAAGCAGCAGAACAGCUAGUGAGAAUGGCCAAGCAUACGGUUCCCUCCCCUGGCAACACCAAGCUCCCAUAUAUCCUCAGUAGUACAGAGGCUUUAUUGUUGUGUGUCAGAAGGGGCAUGACUACAGAUGAGCACCCUAUUUACGCACAGAAUGAAAGCUUUUUAUUGCUGAGUUGUUCUGUGCUGUUCAAAGUGAAAUCAAAGCUACUUUUUGACUUGCUUAUCUGGAUAUUUGACUUUUGGAUUGUCUAACCACAUCCGAAACUUUGCUGGACUCCCGAAACAUUGGACUUGUGUUGACCAUGCCUUUCCUUUGCCCCUCUCUGGAUUCUUUGCUUUGGACCUCAGUAAGAACUGCAAUUUGGUUUCAUACGUAAAGCCUGACUGCUCGCUCUACCUUCCCUUCUCUGCUUAUUCUGCAAAAGCUAUUUACAUAUCCUGGGCUGCCAGAUCCAAGCCAUUCCAGAAAAAAAAAAUGUUCUGCUGCAACAUGGAAUUAUUUGCAUACUUUAUCAAAACAUGACUAAACUUAUUAGAUCUCAUCAGUACCACUGGUACCAGUGCUUAUGGAAAAAUGAAAUCUUAUUCACCGUAAAUUAAUUUUCUAUAGUUUGAGAGUCGGUCCCUCCCUUAUUUUGUACUGCGUUCAUUUUUGGCAUACUUCUUGGUGUUGUAUAGGGUGGGAAGUGGCUUGUCUGUGUUUUGUUAGUCAAUUGUAUCACACUUUUCCAAUAGAUCAAAUAAGUUUAAAGUAUUAUGUGCUCAAUAAAAAUAUUUGGAAUGUUCAAUUUACUAGUUACUGAAAUGCUUCCUAUAUGUUUAUCCAGAGCAACAGAACCACUAACAUGGCUAUGUAGCUUUUCAUUUUAUUUAAUCUGUUAUUGCAAAAUUAUCUAGAAUUCCUCAGAGUGUAUGGUAUGUAGGUGUCUAAACAUGAGAACAGUUUAGACGUGUAUAUAUAUAUAUUUUUUUUUUUACAAGGGAUAGUCAGAAUUCAGCCGCAGACUGUCUUUUUCCAAUUAAACAAAGAUAAAAAGGUUAGCGCUAAUAAUAAAAAAUAUAAAUAAAGGCAGCAACCUUAUAGGGGGUCACCCUCUAACCCUCUAUAGUAUACACAAGGAAAAGCAAAAAAUAAGGCUGCGCCAGGAGAAUAGUAAAAGCAAGUCCAAAUUAAAAAAUGUUCUAAUAGAAGAGUCCCAGUAAUGGAUGAUGUCUUAACUUGUAUGAUGUCUUCUUUAACAAUGAUUGUCCGUCUCACGAUAUGGAAGACACAAUGAGAAAAAGCCAAUUGUGCAGAGUGUAUAGAUUUGUAAUUAUAAAAUAAAAUAUAAAUUACACACUCACAUUUCCAUGAGCUAGAACCAGCUCUAGUAUGAUGGGCACACGGCGGAUAACCCUCCGCUUAUGGGGGUGCUUGUCCUCUUGGAGAGUCCUGGUGUUCAAUUCUCAAGGAAGGAAAAAAAUAAAAACAGCCAAUAGUGCUCUCUGGUGAGGUAGUAAUUAAAAAGAAUAAAAAUAAAUAAAAUAUACUCACAAGUAGAGUGCAGGUAAAUCUGCACUCAAUUUUUCGCGUGGGUGGUAUGAUCCCCACCUUAGGAUAUGCCAGGAACAGUGUAUAAAAUUAGUAAUAAAAAUAGAUAAUAGAUGAUAAAUAUAAAAUUAUUUAUUAGUAUAAUAUGUUUAAGACCAAUAACGCGUUUCGCCAAAAGGCUUUAUCAAAUUGGGAUAGUAUAAGUACCUGGCACAUAAGGAGUUUAUAUAGCUAAUACAAACAUUUAAAAUUGGCGCCAAAAAAUGAACAGCCAAUCAGAGUAAUACAAAAUGUGAAUAGAAAGUAUACAUUCAAAAGUUAGAAAAUAAUAUACAAUAUUGAUAUAUAUAGACAUAAGAUAUUAUAUAUAUAAAAAUAAGAUAAAAACGAGCAUUAUUUAAUGUAAAAAGAAGUGUGGGAUAAGUAUUUCCACAUUCGUGCGUGUCACGUGACCCGCACUGCACUAUGGGAUGUGUAGUGCCAGGUCACGUGACCGCUGAUCUGCAUACAGUCCGUGCGGCCAGAGCUGGAGGAAACGGCACGCACAGGACACAGAUGCGGCAAGGCGGGUUUAGGCUCUGUCACGUGACCCGCGACGGCAUAUUACAGCGGGCCACGUGACUAGAGACAAAAUAAUGCUGGGAAGGCCACACUAAAAAGAUUUUUUUCAGCACAAACCUCAGAAACUAACCCUUCUCUUCCUUGCUCCUCUACAUCUAUUGAUCAAUCUUCUUUUAUCAAUACAAACCUUAAACCGAAAUCUACAUUUUACCCAUACCAUUUCAAAUCAGCCCCAUUGGUGAUGUUUGAGAAAUCUGUUCUGAAAGAUCUCAACAAAAUUAAAUUUAAUAAAUACGAUCCCCAAAAUUUAAACAUUUCAGAAAAAACAGCUAUUAAACAACUCCAAGAGGAUAAAGAUAUAGUGAUUAAACCGGCCGAUAAGGGUGGAGGUCUUGUUAUACAGUCUACUGAUAUGUACGUCAAAGAAGCUUACAAUCAACUAAAUGAUAUUGAUGUAUAUGAAAAAUUAAACAAAGAUCCUACCUCCAAUAUACAACAGAAACUAAUUACUUUUUUACAAAAAGGUUUAAACGAUAAUAUUUUGAAUAAAAAAGAAUUUGAUUAUUUAUUUGUUAAGAACCCUAAAAUUCCGGUUAUCUAUUUUUUACCUAAAAUACAUAAAGAUGCCAAACACCCCCCAGGGAGACCGAUAGUAUCUGGGAUAAACUCCCCUUUGUGCAACUUAUCUCAGUAUAUUGACAUCCUACUUCAACCGUCAGUUAAACGAAUGAGGUCCUAUCUAAAGGACUCUGUCAUUAUUGAGAUUUUUAAACGGAUUUGAAUGGAAGUCAGAUUUUAUACUUGUCUCUUGUGAUGUCACGUCCCUGUAUACUAUCAUUCCACACCAACUUGGAUAUAAUGCAGUCAAAACCAUUCUAUCCAAUGAAAAUAAUAUUCCAACUGCCCAAAUUGAUUUUAUUGUAGAUGGUAUUAAUAUUAUUUUAAACAAUAAUUAUUUUUGGUUUUAUGAUUCUUUUUAUCUCCAAAAAAGAGGGACAGCUAUGGGGACUAGGUUUGCUCCCAGCUAUGCCAACCUCUUUAUGGCGGAUUGGGAAACAUCCGCCAUUUGGGGACGGCAUGCCUGGGAGCAUAAUCUAGUCUCCUAUUUUAGAUACAUUGAUGACUUGUUUUUUAUAUGGAAGGGCCCAGAAGAUUGUCUGAAUACUUUUAUAUCACACCUCAAUUCUAAUAAUAGAGGCAUUACUCUGACUUGCGAAUAUAGUACUAACUCAAUUAAUUUUUUAGACUUAAAUAUUUUCCAAGAUGGCAAGAUACAUACAAAAACAUUUUUUAAGAAAGUAUGUACCAACACUGCAAUUGAUCAAACUAGCUGCCACUAUAAACCAUGGCUUGAAAGUGCUCCAAAAAGCCAAUUUUUAAGAAUACGGCGCAAUUGCUCUCAAAUAAAUGAUUUUAACGAACAAUCACUGCUUUUAAAAAAACAAUUAAUUGAAAAGAAUUAUUCCUGUACUCUUCUUGAUAAUACCAUAGACACAGUUAGAAACAAACCUAGAGAAAGCCUUUUAACAUACAAGAAUAAUUUAAAAACUCCCACUCUCCCUAUAAUUUUUAACUAUAAUAAUAAAAGUGGUUUUAUUAAAAAAACUAUUAAAAAACAUUGGCAUCUCUUAAGACAAGAUGAUCUGCUUAAAGAAAUUUUACCUGUACAGCCAAAAAUUGUUUUUAGAGGGGCACCGAAUUUUAGAUCCAUUUUAACUAACAAUUACACUAAAGCAACCAAAAAUACUCAUCAUACGUUUUUAGAUGGUGCAAAAGGCUUUUAUAAAUGUAAACGUUGCACCGUAUGUAAAAACACUGAUCUAACAACUAAAUCAAAAACUACUAAUUUCAAGUCCAACCAAACAAAUAAAAGUUAUACUAUAAGAGACUUCAUCGGUUGUAAUACUACCAAUGUUAUCUACCUAUUGGAAUGCCCUUGUGGCCUCCAAUAUGUGGGUAUGACCACCAGGUGUCUUAAGAUAAGACUAGCAGAACACUGUAGGAACAUUAGAAAUGGGUACCUAAACCACUCUGUAUCUAAGCACUUUAUUAACCACAACCAAGAUCCUAAAUUUCUCAAAUGCUUAGGAAUUCAGAAAUGCCAAGUGCCGUGGAGAGGUGGCAACAUAAAAAAUAUUCUUGGUAGAUCAGAGAUGGAAUGGGUAUAUAACUUACAAACCCUUACACCCCAAGGUCUUAAUGUGGAUUUUGAUUUAUUUAAUUUUUUAUAAUAACCUUUUAGCACUUUUAUAACUCUGUACCUUUAAAUUUUAACUUUUUAUUUUUAUGUACUGUUAUUAUUAUCAUUAUUAACAUGGAUUUAUUAUUGUAUGCUUUUUCAUUCAUCUUACAGCUUUUAGCUAUUAAUUUUAUUAAUUUGUAUUAAUUAGGUAAUUUAUAGUGUACAGAUUAUAUUGAUUCUAUAAAUAUUUUACUUAAUUUAAUUUAAUGUUCCAUCCAUAUAUAUAUCCAACUUCUAUAUUUUAUAAGCAUGCAAGCUAUUUUUCCUCUUAUUUGUUGCUGUUUUCGGCUUAAUAUGUAUGAACUACAUUUCCCAGCAUUAUUUUGUCUCUAGUCACGUGGCCCGCUGUAAUAUGCCGUCGCGGGUCACGUGACAGAGCCUAAACCCGCCUUGCCGCAUCUGUGUCCUGUGCGUGCCGUUUCCUCCAGCUCUGGCCGCACGGACUGUAUGCAGAUCAGCGGUCACGUGACCCGGCACUACACAUCCCAUAGUGCAGUGUGGGUCACGUGACACGCACGAAUGUGGAAAUACUUAUCCCACACUUCUUUUUACAUUAAAUAAUGCUCGUUUUUAUCUUAUUUUUAUAUAUAUAAUAUCUUAUGUCUAUAUAUAUCAAUAUUGUAUAUUAUUUUCUAACUUUUGAAUGUAUACUUUCUAUUCACAUUUUGUAUUACUCUGAUUGGCUGUUCAUUUUUUGGCGCCAAUUUUAAAUGUUUGUAUUAGCUAUAUAAACUCCUUAUGUGCCAGGUACUUAUACUAUCCCAAUUUGAUAAAGCCUUUUGGCGAAACGCGUUAUUGGUCUUAAACAUAUUAUACUAAUAAAUAAUUUUAUAUUUAUCAUCUAUUAUCUAUUUUUAUUACUAAUUUUAUACACUGUUCCUGGCAUAUCCUAAGGUGGGGAUCAUACCACCCACGCGAAAAAUUGAGUGCAGAUUUACCUGCACUCUACUUGUGAGUAUAUUUUAUUUAUUUUUAUUCUUUUUAAUUACUACCUCACCAGAGAGCACUAUUGGCUGUUUUUAUUUUUUUCCUUCCUUGAGAAUUGAACACCAGGACUCUCCAAGAGGACAAGCACCCCCAUAAGCGGAGGGUUAUCCGCCGUGUGCCCAUCAUACUAGAGCUGGUUCUAGCUCAUGGAAAUGUGAGUGUGUAAUUUAUAUUUUAUUUUAUAAUUACAAAUCUAUACACUCUGCACAAUUGGCUUUUUCUCAUUGUGUCUUCCAUAUCGUGAGACGGACAAUCAUUGUUAAAGAAGACAUCAUACAAGUUAAGACAUCAUCCAUUACUGGGACUCUUCUAUUAGAACAUUUUUUAAUUUGGACUUGCUUUUACUAUUCUCCUGGCGCAGCCUUAUUUUUUGCUUUUCCUUUUUCCAAUUAACCCUAUCAUAUAUUCAUGGAAUAAAAAGUGCUGGUGUACAAAUUAAUGGUUUUAUUUUUAUUUGUUCUAGCCAACUGCUGACAAAGGUGUAACAUAUACGAAAGGCUGCAUUUCUGCGCUAGAAGCAUGGUUGCCUCGGAAUAUAUAUAUCGUGGCAGGAGUAUUUCUGGUUAUUUCUAUUUUACAGGUAAGAUAUAUGUUACUUCUUGUCCAACUGUUACUCUUCCUUUUUGUUUGUGUGUGUGUAUCUCUCUCUGCUAAAUCAUUUAGUAAAUACUUAUUAUUUUAAAUAGUGGUUGUUGAUCUGAGCUUCACUACUUAAAAUAAUAAUUCAACAAUUAAUGGAACACAUAAGGUGUUAAUAAGCCUAAUAACGCACCAUGAGGGGAAAAAAGUAAAAAUAAACCUCUGCAAUGUCCGUGUUGCUUUUGAAUAAAGUUACUAAUCUUUAGCUCAAACUUGUUUCCCCUUUCUAAUUCCUAUAAGGGAGGUGAGGCAUUUAGAGGAAAAGUACUUUUUCUGUCUGUGUACAUUUCUCAGAAAUCUCUGGUACUAAUAUCUAAUAAUAAUGCAUGUAAAAUCCUUCUUUAAAUGGCAUUUCAUUGUUUAUUGAAAAUUAAAUACAUAAAUACUGGUCGUUUGUACUAACGAGCUGGUGUUUGCUAGGUUCCGUUUGAGACCUUAGGGGACACAGGGAUGUUUUCUCAAGCAUACUCACCGAUGCUUCUAUGUAAAGCUAUGCGUUAGAUGUGGUUAUCUGAAGCAAUAGUUUUACAGAAGCGCUUUUAAUUAUGGGUGCACUUUUAGAGUAAGCAUAAUUUCUUAUUAAUAGAAGCUGAAAGAAGACUCAAGUCCAUCAAGUUAAGCUAUGCAUCGGUUUCCACUUCAAGGACCACUAUAGUGCCAGGAAAACAUACUCGUUUUCCUGGCACUAUAGUGCCCUGAGGGUGCCCCCACCCUCAGGGUCCCCCUCCCGGCCCGGCUCGGGAAAGGGGUUAAAACUUACCUUUUUCCAGCGCUGGGCGGGGAGCUCUCUGCCUCCUCUCCUCCUCCGUUCCUCCUCCUGGGCUGAAUGCGCACGCGCGGCAAGAGCUGCGUGCGCAUUCAGCCCGUCGCAUAGGAAAGCAUUUACAAUGUUUUCCUAUGGACGCUUGCGUGCUCUCACUGUGAUUUUCACAGUGAGAAGCACGCAAGCGCCUCUAAUGGCUGUCAAUGAGACAGCCACUAGAGGAUUAGGGGGAAGGCUUAACCCAUUAAUAAACAUAGCAGUUUCUCUGAAACUGCUAUGUUUAUAAAAAAAAUGGGUUAACCCUAGCUGGACCUGGCACCCAGACCACUUCAUUAAGCUGAAGUGGUCUGGGUGCCUAGAGUGGUCCUUUAAGGCAUUGACCCAAAAGAAGGCCAAAACAAAUUUGAAGCCAUUUUUAUUGUGCUACAAUAUGGGUAUGGGGGUAAUCCCACUUGACCACAAAUUAAAUUUUUCUUUGGAUCAAUGUGGUACAGUCCUGUUAAUGAACAGGUUUCUAGGGAGCAUUUUGUACUGGCCCAGUACAUAUAUGUAGCAUGUUACCAUAUCUCCCCCCCCCCCUUUUUUUUUGUGUGUAAAGGAUUCAAAUUCACAGCUUUUCUUUAUAGCUGUAUUCUUCUCUGUUUUGUAGCUCACCUCUGCACUUUUUCAAGUUUUUAGCUAAUUUUCUUAAUAGGUGCCUAAAUUUACACCACAAACUAAUGUUGAGAUCUAACCAUUAAUUUAAGCCAUUGAAGCAUUCUCGCAUGAGACCUUUGAAGUGGAAGAAGAUCUACAUCUCUUUAAUCUGCUUCUCUUAAACAGAAGCAGUGUCCAUAAUCUGAGACAAGUUAUCCUGCAACAAGUUAAGGAAAGAAUGCAUAUCCUUCUGGAUAGACUUUUCCAACUUACUGAGAUGCGAGAGUUACAGUAUUUAUUUUUUAAACUGUUUGGAAGUGAAGUUGCGCAAUCAGCACAGGUCAAAUGCUUUGAAUUACAAGUGUCUUUAAGCAUAGUAACAGGAGGUGGAAGUCUUUUGGGUUCUUUUUUCUGGAGAGACAGGGCUAGACAAUUGUGUGAAAUAAAUUAAUUAUAAUGUUCACCAACCAGAAUGUAGUCGUCUUGCAGUCAGACAGAUCUCACAGCUUUAAAUGACUUGCAAUUCAGAUUUGGCACCAUAAUGUGGAGUUUAUUUUGAUAAUGCACAAUUGGAACACUGUGGAAUGCAUAUGCCACCUGGGUGUGCAUUCUACAGAGCCUUAGCAUUGAUUGAGGACCUCCUGGUACCCUCUCUAUUUCAACAAAUACACCUCUAGUGUGUGUCUGAAUGCCUAAAAGGCAUGAUCCUGUAACUCCUUCCAGCAUGAUGCUGUUCGCCACUUAGCUCUCCACCCAGGGAGCUUUCAGGCUGACUAACAGCCCCCUAUUAUAUAUUAACCAGUGCCUAUUCCACCAUCACUCCUGGAAGCACUACUAUCUCUGAGGACAUUGAAGAUAUGAGGAGGUGGGACAUGCUAACUCUCAACUUUAUUUUGUAAGAAGCUACCUGUCCAGUACUUAGUACAUCCAUCCUGUACCGCCAUUAUAACCGGAGGAACAUACAAUUUAUAGAAAACACACUCUGUAAUAAAGAAAGUUUAAAAAUUAGAUUUCUCUGUAUUGGAAGUGUAAAGGGAGGCUGUGUGAGUCACAGCCAGUGGAGUUGUGGAUAGGGCUGCAUAAACAUUAAGACUGCAGUGACAUGAUCUAUACAUCAAAGUUUUUGCCAAAGACUACAUUAGGCUUUGAUGUGUAUUUAUAAUGUAUACUUUGUUAUUCCAAACAGAUUUUUGGCAUUUACCUUGCCCGAACAUUGAUGUCAGACAUAGACGCUGUAAAGAGUGGCUACCGUUUCUAAGGACGUUUCUAUGGACGUUCCUCUACUGAAGCCUUUGGAGAGGACCAUAUAACUAUAUGUCUUAUAUUUCCACUUAUUGUUCCCCACUGGAAAUUCUGAGCCUUUGCCAUUUUAGAUUGGCAACCUUACUAUGUAGGAUUGGAAGCACAGGAGAAUUAUCAUCUUCUGAUAUGAAACACAUCACGAACAUCUUCCUCCCUAUGGAAUCUACAAAUUCUUUACUUGGCUUCUUUUUGUUUCUUCUCCAGUUUAGACAUGGAAGACCUUGUUCUGUUAGUGAAUUGACAUUUUCAUCCUGUAGGCGGUUUUGAAAUUGCCUUUUAUUUCCUUGGACCACGUGAAGGGCUGUGCCCUAGUGUAUUUUGGACUCUGAUAUAAUAUAUCUUAAAUAUGUAACUCUUAAAAGUUGAGUUUCACAUAAAGUAUUCAAAUAUUUUAAUGACUAAUAUCUCACACAUCUAGUUCCUACUUUUUUUUACUUACCCUCUUUUAUUUUCUAUUGACUCACUAGAUCAGUAGUUCUUACACUUUUUUGGGGGGCUCUGGGAUCCAACUUAUCUCAUGACUUGGCAGUCCAUUCUAAAAUUGACUAGUUAGCUCAUUGAUAGAUCUUUGUUUGCAAUGUGGUUAAUAUUAAACAGAAUUUUUUUCCCCAAUGCAUCAAUUUAGGUUUAAUGUUUACACCCUACUUACCUUUCUCCUAUUGUUUCCUCUUCUCUUCCUCUCUCAGAAUCUGUUCUUCUUUUUAUUUUCUGAUCUAGUUUUCUUUAAAACAUAAGGCAAAGUAGGGAAUACUUUGUAUUGUGUAUUUUUCCCAUGCUUGCCUUUCUUUGACCAAAGGAGGAGCUUAAGUUAGUUCCAUUUCCCAUCUCUAAAACACUUUUCCCACAAUACUCGCCCUCCUCCUUGACACAGGAAAUGGAACUGACUUAAGCUCCUCCUUUGGUCAAAGAAAGUCAAGUAUAGGAAAAUUGCAAAAGACAGUCCCUACUUUGUCUUAUGUUUUAAAGAAAACUAGAUCAAAUAUAUAUAUAAAAAAAAAAUGGAUUCUGAGAGAGGAAGAGAAGCAGAAAAAAUAGGAGAAAGGUAAAUGUGGUGCGAUAGUGCCGCUUUAAAUUAGACUAAUUCCUGCAUCAAAUCAGUCUCCUUAACUCUAGGCAAAGCAGUGAGCAGUUACCAGAGGACUGAUUCAUAAUGCAAAAAGCUUCUUCAUGGUGGUAAAGACCCACUAAAUGACAUGGAGACCCUAUUAGUGGGACCUAGGGGUUCACAACAACUGGACUAGAUAGUCUGUUCUUGCAAGAGCUACUUUCCUCAAAUGUGGGCAUCAAAGAUAUUACAUGUUUUGGAACGUCAAAAAUGGUUCAUUAAGCAGCAUAUGUAGACUGCAAUUUAGUCUUCACCGGUGCUGUAAUUUCAAAAUGUAUUUUUCUAUUGGCCUUCUAACAUGCAUCCAAUCUUAACUGCCUUAGUCUACCAACUAUAGACCUUUUUAUUAUUUUAUUCUAAAAAAGGAACCAUUAUAAUUAGACACUUAAUAAAAGUGUUUCUGUGUAGCACUUUUUUUUUCUUCUUUUUUUUUUUAAAUGUAUUAAUCUUUACCUUUCAAGAAACAUAUAUAUAUAUAGAACCAGCCAGUGAGGUAAGGAACAUAAGUCUCUCUGGAGUUAGUGGAGUGGGGAACAGCGGCACCUGGAAGACACCCGUAAAAAAAACCCCCAAAAAAACAUUCAAACCAACAAUUUGGCUACUUACAGUGAGGGACACCAGGCCAUUCCUGGCACCAUAACCAUUACAUCAAUCUGUGUUCCUUUAAUCUUGGCAUGUUAGUAAUUUUAGGUAAAGGUAACGCUUAGUGAAAAUUGGAAGUCAGACUAUGAAAUACAUUUUAUUCCAAUGGAAGACCUCAUUGUCCCUAGGUUACAUAGGUAGGCUUUGAGAACAUGUGUAUCAAAGAAAUCCUAAACUCAUACAUGCCCACAUCAGUAGUCACAUUCACAGGUUUAGCUCGUACACUGGAUAUAGUAAAUCGGCUUUAUAUGUAGAAGUGAUUUCAGAUAGUAUUUUAAUGAAUUUACCCCAGAAUGAGGACUACCAUGUCUCAGAACGGUCUGCCACUGGGUUCAUAAUUUAAAGAGUGUAAUGCUUGCCAGACCAACAAAUAAAUUGCUGAGUUAAGAUUUUUUUUUUCAUUAAUUCUUUUUAGGGAAAUGCUUUUUUAUCAUACAUUCUUAUGGUGACUCCUUGUGGUUAUUCUAAUUACUAUAGAUUCUGUAUUAAGACUUAUAAUAUGAAAUUGUAUAUUACGUUUAAAAAAAAGUAAAGUUUUCCAUUUUGUACUAAGAUAGUGUGUUUUCUAGUGAGUUUGUAUAGUUUUUUUGUAUUUUUCAUGUUUAAACAGUGCAUAUGCAGGUUCUUUAAAAAAAAAAAAAAUGUGCAUCUAUGUAGUGUGUUUACAUUUCUUCUGACUAUGUAUUGUUGUAGUGUUCGAUCAUAGCAAUGGUGCUGCUGGCUUUAAGCAUGUUCUGUGCAAUUACCAGUGUCCCAAUGUUUUCAUACAGUGUCAUUUUACAUUUCAAUGUGUUAAACAGUGGUGUAACUCAAUACCCAAAAGGGAUUUUAUUUUCAUACUGCAUAUAGGCCUUAAAGUACUAUGUAUACGUUGUGCUAGCAAAGUUGCUAGCGAUUGUAUGGCUCAAGAAGUAAAAAAAAUAACUUCGUACUGAACCCUUGCAUCGUCAUGUACCAUUGUCAUGUACAGAUGUGAUUUGUUAUAUAUAUUCUGCCACGUGGUGAUGCCGAGCCAUUAUUUUUCACAACCUCAUUUUCUUUUUAAUUUACACAAGUUUGCCUGUAAUUCAGCUUUUUAUGCUGUUUGUUAAAUGAAAUUGUUAGUGAUUUUGUAAUUGGUGCACCUGUUGAACAAGUGCUCUAUGCCAUUAAUGUUAUUUCAACGUUUAUUCCUGAGCAUAUAAAUUGAGGAGAUAUCCUAUUUGGAAUGGAUAUUAAAGUAAAUGUUAUCUUCAUGUAAAUUAAUAUGGCCUUCACACUGAGUGGUGUUAUUUUACAACACACACACACACUCUUAUUAUUUUGAAAGGUUACUUAAACAGUGGAAUUUCUUGGUAAAUACACUUAACAUGUGUUAAAUAAAGACACCCAUAGUGUAUAUGUAAUAUGUUGUUCCUGCUAAAAAAAACAAAAAACUGUAAUACCCUUAAGAAGAUUUACAAAAUAAAACAUGCAAUUAUUUUUAAAAAAUA